GUGACCUUCCCACUUCAACCAAUCGGAACCGCGGGAGGGUGAGUGACCGCACCAGGCCUGAACCUCACUAUCUAUAACCUGCUCCCCCAUAAUGCACUGCUCUAUAUAACCUGCUCCCCCCAUACUGCACUGCUCUAUAUAACCUGCUCCCCCAUAAUACACUGCUCUAUAUAACCUGCUCCCCCCAUAAUGCACUGCUCUAUAUAACCUGCUCCCCCCAUAAUACACCGCUCUCCCCCCAUAAUGCACUGCUCUAUAUAACCCGCUCCCCCCAUAGUGCACUGCUCUAUAUAACCCGCUCCCCCCAUAGUGCACUGCUCUAUAUAACCUGCUCCCCCCAUAGUGCACUGCUCUAUAUAACCUGCUCCCCCCAUAGUGCACUGCUCUAUAUAACCUGCUCCCCCCAUAGUGCACUGCUCUAUAUAACCCGCUCCCCCCAUAAUGCACUGCUCUAUAUUACCCGCUCCCCCAUAAUACACUGCUCUAUAUAACCCGCUCCCCCAAUAAUGCACUGCUCUAUAUAACCUGCUCCCCCAAUAAUGCACUGCUCUAAACGUGUCCUGUGCUAUCUGGCUCCAAGACAUUAGCAGCAGGUCCUUAUAGGGGACGCUAUAGUCACCAGAACCACUACAGCUUAAUGUAGUUGUUCCAGUGUGUAUAGUAUGUCCCUGUAGGCAUUUAUGUAAAACACUGCUUUUUCAAAUAAAAGGCAGUGUUUACAUUGCCCCUUAGGGACACCUCCAGUGGCAGUCACUCAGGCCGCCACUAGAGGUGCCUCCUGGGUCAAGGUGAAGCACUUACAUUCAGUGUCUCUACACUCUGUAUGUAACGUUCACUAAGGAACCCCAACACGCAGACAGGACAGAGUAGAGAGAAUUGCAAUACCGAUCCUUAGAAUGGUCGGAUUAUGCAAAAAGGGAUAGUGAAAACACGAGUCGAGUUCAAGGUACUCUGAGAGACGGAAUAACGAGAGACAAAGCCAAAUAUUUCCAGGAAGUUCAAAUAACAAGUACACCACUCAAUGGUAAACCAAAGACCUCAACAGGGCACUGAGGAAAGGGAGGGGUUAGCUUAUAUACACACAGGGUGUGUCUGAUUGGCUAAUCUCCAAUUAGUGUUAAUCAAAACACGUGGGAGGAGUUUCUUCCCUCCCUUGUGAUCUCUGAGGUCAUCACUGUGUGCCGGGUCACAUGACCGGGUGCAGCACACAUAUAAGGAAGCUGCUCUGGAGCGUGCAGCGUCAGACAAACUGCCAGUCUGGAGACAGGGAUCAGAUGGCGCCGCUUGCUGUGAUGAGGUAAGCAAGGUCGCUGCGCAUGGGGCAGGGGACCUGGCACUGUAUGGAGAUGCUUUGAUUCAAUGCAUCUCUAUGAGGAGAUGCUGAUUGGCCAGCGUGGAAUUUGGCUCUUCCUCCUUGGCUGAGAUCUUUAAAAUUUACGUUUAUGCUUAUUUAAGUGAGGGCAGCCACCUAGCAUGGUAUAGGGUCAGGAAUACAUGUUUGUAUUUCUAACCCUAUAGUGUUUAUUUAAAGGACCACUAUAGGCACCCAGACCACUUCAGCUUAAUGAAGUGGUCUGGGUGCCAGGUCCAUCUAGGAUUAACCCUUUUUGCUGUAAACAUAGCAGUUUCUGAGAAACUGCUAUGUUUACAUUAGGGUUAAUCCUGCCUCUAGUGGCUGUCUCGUUGACAGCCGCUAGAGGCGCUUCCGCGCUUCUCACUGUGAUUUUCACAGUGAGAAGACGCCAGCGUCCAUAGGAAAGCUUUGAGAAUGCUUUCCUAUGGACUGGUUGAAUGCGCGCGCCCGAUGACGGCGAAAAGGAGGAGGAGAGUUCCCCGCGCUGAGGGAGCCGGGCUGGGGAAAACAGGUAAGAUUUAACCAGUUCCAUCCCCUAGAGUCCGGCGGGAGGGGGGGACCUAGAGACCCUAUAGUGCCAGGAAAACGAGUAUGUUUUCCUGGCACAAUAGUGGUCCUUUAAGUCCUGCAAGUAGUGAGGUGGGACCUCCAUGGAUCGGAUUUGUUGUUCCAGCACAUCCCACAGAUACUCAAUCAGAUUUAGAUUAUUAUUUUAUUAUUUGUAUAGUGCCAUCAGAUUCCGUAGCGCUGUACAAUGGAUAUCUGGGGAAUUUGGGGGCCAAGGCGGCUCCUUGAACUCUGUGAAAUGUUCCUGAAACCAUUCCUGAACAAUUUUUGCAGUGUGGCCGGGUGCAUUAUCUUGCUGAUUAUCGCUGCAAUCAGGGAACACUAUUGCCAUAAUGGGGUGUACGUCUGCAACAAUCUCUAGUUAUGUGGUAUGUGUCAAAGUAACAUCCACAUGAAUGUCAAGACCCAAGGUUUCCCAGGAGAAUAUUGUCCAGAACAUAACACUGCCUCCGCCGGCUUACGUUUUUCCCAUAGUGCAUCCUGCUACCAUCUUUCCCCAGGUAAACAACACACAUGCACCCAGCUUUCCACCUGGUCUAAAAAAAAACAUGAUUAGUCGGACCAGGCAACAUUCUUCAAUUGCUCCAUGGUCCAGUUCUCAUGCUAUGUUCCCAUUGAAGGCACUUUUGGCCAUGGACAGGAAAUGAAAGGCAAUCUGGCUGGUCUGCAGCUAUGCAGCCCCUGAAAUGCACUGUGUGUUCUGACACCUUUAUUUCACGGCCAGCAUUAAGUUUUUCAGCAGUUUGGGCUACAUUAACUCUUCUGUGUGAUUGAACAAGAUUUGAUAGACUACAUACAUAUGUAUCAAUAAUCCUUAGGUGCCCAUGCCCCUUUAGCUGGUUCACCAGUUGUCCUUUUACGUCCUGUCUACUUUUGGUAGGUACUAACCACUGCAUACUCAAAACACACUACAAGACUUGCUGUUUUGGAUAUGCACUGACCCAGUCGUCUAGUCAUCACUAUUUGGCACUUGACGAAGUUGACAGGUUCCAUUGUAACAAUAUAAUCAAUGUUAUUGACUUCACCUGUCAGUGGUUUUAUAGUUCGGACUGAUUAGUAUAACUAAAAAGAAGAAAAUAGUCACCAGAACCACUAUAGCUUAACGUAGUUGUUCUGGAGUUUGUAUCCUGUCCCUGCUUGCUUUUCAGUGUAUACUCUGUCUUUUCAAAGAAAAGGAAGUGUUUACAUUACUGCCUAGGGACACCUCUAAUGGCAGUCACUCAGAUUACCACUGGAGAUGCUUCCUAGUAUAGUGCUGCCACAUUAGAACUGUAGUGUCAGGAAUACGUAUUUGUAUUACUGGUAGUAUUGUAUUCCUUUAAUGUUUUCAGUGUGCCUGUUUUGGGUUAUUUACUAAACUUUAAUUCCAAAUGGAAAAAAAAAUGUGAGUUGGAGAAAUCCUCCAAUUCAUAGCUUUACUAUUUUUGCUUUUGUUUUGCCAUUCAAAAUUAAUUUGCGAAAAUUCAGAGUUUGGUGAAUAACCCUGUCUGAUUUUCCAACAAAUCAUUUAUUAGCAGUAUUCAGUAUAGGAUUUAGAUGUCCUCAAUGUUCUCUCAAACAACAUGGAAACAAACAUGCAGGACUGCAACUGCACCAUAACCACUGCAAUAGGCUGUAAUAAUGCUGAUGCUUUGUGUCCCUUUAAGCAGCAGAGGUUUAGUCAGCUCACUGAAGUCCGUAAAAUCCUAACUACUGAUGAAAGGUCAUUACAGCCAGACGCUGUAGCAGGAAAUCUUUGGGCUUGAAGUCCACAUUUGCCAUCUACACGAUUUGUUUAACUGAGAAUUUCUACUAUUAUUUUUUAAUUUCUAUUAUUCUUUUUUCGUCAGUUAGCAACAGAAACUAUGGCUCAAGAAAUUCAAGAUGUCAUUGUUGUUGGUUCCUGUAUGACGGAUCUUGUCAGGUUGGUAUAAUUUAUAUUUAACAGUCUUUAUUAUUAAAGCACAGCUGUGCUGUGUGUUCCCGUUGUUUAUUUUAAAAAGUUAGCAAUCUGACUAUUCUUCAAAGAAUCUGUUUGUAAUGCCCCAUGACAUCAGAGCCCUGUUUCAUGUUCUCUUGUCGUAGUUUUCUGUUAUGUCCCUACACAUACCGUGAUAGUGGCAAAGUAACAUCUAAAUUGCAAAAUGGGCUCCAAGGCAGCUGAACUUGAUUAUUAUUUUAAUUCAUCUUAUUUGGGUUUUCAGUUUGCUGCAAUACAUAGUGUAAUCGCACAGGAACCAUGGCCUUGGCUAGGGCUGCUGGGUCUACUAUGUUUAACUGGAUUCUAUAUGUUAUAAAUAAAGCACGCUGCCUCGUAGUGUGUAUUAUUCAUUUGCUGCAGGAUUCCUCUUUGAUUUAUGUAUACAUAGUGCAGGGGAGCUUCUUUCUUGUACUGCCCUCCAGUAUGUGUCCAGGAAAACAUGCAUCUGACAGCCCUAGUCGUGUCCGUUUGACCUUUUGUCUGACGAAGGUCUAUCGAACUAAUGAAGACAUUUAGUCAGUAAUUUUAGUUGUAGUUUUUAUCACUAAUGAUUUGUUCCCUGAAGUAGUGUGCUGAUAACAGGCUCUAUAUAAAAUCUGAACACAUUAGUUUAACUCUAGAUUCCGUACACGAUCAGUCUAGAAUUACAGGUUAAUUUUAAAAAAAAAUUCCAGCUCUGUGAGUUUAAAUGUUGCUAAUGUGAGUUUUUAAAUCACUGCGUAUUAUAAUGAAUUGUACAUUUCAGGGUAAAUGGGCAGGUUUUUAGGGGGUUAUGUAUUAAGUGUCUGUUCUGAAAAUUGGUGUAAACAUGGAAAGGAGCCGGAGUCACCAAUGUAAAAUACCUGCCGGUUACACUGGUUUCCAUGGUGACUGCCCCACUUUUAGUAUACUUUCUAUACAUAACCCCCUUAUUGUCAAGUAGUCUGCCCUGGAUUCUACACCCGUUUGUAAGUGCUUUUCUUGCAUGUAUGCCAUCGUUAUAAUCCAUGUUUGAAUACAGAUAACUCAAUAAGGACAUCAUACACAACCUAGAUAAUUCUAGAAAGACCUCGGAGUUGGAAGCACAGAAUCGUUCAGCAUGGUCGCUGUCACCAUAUUGUCUAUGAUUAUCAUAGUAUUUUGUGCAACUCACCAGUUAUGGAAGGUGAUUGCAUGAUGCUCCUGUUGAGCAGUUCUUGUUCUAAAUUUGCUUCCAAAGACAGUUUGAAACACUGUAGUAAGUGGUGUAAUCAAAGACAGACUAUUUUGUGCAUACUGUGCCUUCAACAAUUAGUUCUUUCAUUCUAUAGGCUUAGGUGGCGUUGAAUCCUUAAACCUGGAAAAUUGUUGUCUUAUCCUUGCAGGAAGCCACUGAGCAGUGAAGUGUGGGUCAGGAUAGAGAGAGAUGAGGGAGUGGUUGAAUGUGGUUAGGACGGGAGAUAUAUUAAAUAGAGGUCAGUUCAAAAGAUAUGGUAAAUAGCGGUCAAAGAGAUAUGGUAUAUAGAGGUCAGGUAAAGAGAUAUGGUAAAUAGAGGUCAGGUGGGGAGAUAUAGUAAAUAGAGGUCAGGUGGCGAGAUAUGGUAAAUAGAGGUCAGGUGGCGAGAUAUGGUAAAUAGAGGUCAGGUGGCGAGAUAUGGUAAAUAGAGGUCAGGUGGCGAGAUAUGGUAAAUAGAGGUCAGGUGGCGAGAUAUGGUAAAUAGAGGUCAGGUGGCGAGAUAUGGUAAAUAGAGGUCAGGUGGCGAGAUAUGGUAAAUAGAGGUCAGGUGGCGAGAUAUGGUAAAUAGAGGUUAGGUGGCGAGAUAUGGUAAAUAGAGGUCAGGUGGGGAGAUAUGGUAAAUAGAGGUCAGGUAAAGAGAUAUGGUAAAUAGAGUUCAGGUAAAGAGAUAUGGUAAAUAGAGUUCAGGUAAAGAGAUAUGGUAAAUAGAGGUCAGGUAAAGAGAUAUGGUAAAUAGAGUUCAGGUGGCGAGAUAUGGUAAAUAGAGUUCAGGUGGCGAGAUAUGGUAAAUAGAGUUCAGGUGGCGAGAUAUGGUAAAUAGAGUUCAGGUGGCGAGAUAUGGUAAAUAGAGUCAGGUGGCGAGAUAUGGUAAAUAGAGUUCAGGUGGCGAGAUAUGGUAAAUAGAGUUCAGGUGGCAGGUGGCGAGAUAUGGUAAAUAGAGGUCAGGUGGCGAGAUAUGGUAAAUAGAGGUCAGGUAAAGACAUAUGGUAAAUAGAGAUCAGGUAAAGACAUAUGGUAAAUAGAGGUCAGGUAAAGAGAUAUGGUAAAUAGAGGUCCGUUAAAGACAUAUGGUAUAUAGAGGUCAGGUGGGGAGAUAUGGUAAAUAGAGGUCAGGUAAAGAGAUAUGGUAAAUAGAGAGAUAGGGAUGUGGUUGUAGUCUGAGGAAGUCAGGUUGAGAGAGAGAGAGACAGUGAUGAAUAAAGGGAGGUCAGGCAGAGGGGGAUGCAGUUAGUAGAGGUUAAUUAAGUAGAGGGAAAGUGGUAGAGUGAAUGGGAAGUUGGUUGGGGCCGUGUGCUUAAGGAAUCGGGUAUGGGGGUUAUAUACAUGGACAGCAUGUAGUGUGACUAGAGUAUAGAGUCUUAACGUCAAAUCUGCAGCUCCAAUAGAGGUUAACAGUGAUUUAGCAGUCUGAAUGCUCCAAUAACGCUGUGCUCACUGCUUUCCGUUGGAUGGCAAACUGAUUAAGCAAUGGAUGUUCACACCAUACAGAUACUCCAUAUGGAUAACAAGGAAGUGAAACACUCAUUAUGAUGGCAGAGGGACUGGGCCCAGGAAAUCCUCCUUUUUUUUGCCAAACUGCUAGAAAAUUGUGUGGCCAAAAUGUAGGGAUUUUACCCAUAGCACCCAGGCACCACGUCCUCUAUAAUAGGCUGUAUUACUUAUCAUGCUGGGAGUGUCUAUUUAAUUUACCUAUCACACAUGUUAAUAUAGUGCAUCUAAUUUCCUCAUUUUUCAUUAUUUCCAUCACAAAUAAGCACAGACAAAAAUGCACACAACACGGGUUAAAUUAUCUCUGCCAUUCUAGAUUCUGUGGACUUCAUUUACCAUAAUGCUUUGCCAGCAAGGGAAUGGAGGGACAUCAUGGGUGAUGCAGGCAGUAGUAUGUGAAUGAGGAUUCCUCCAUCUGGUUUAGAACAUCCUUAUAAAACCUUACGUCUGGCAGGCUGGCUGCAUUCUUGAAUUCGAGCCACAAUAGAUUAUUUAGGUAAUUGUCCUGCAAGCACCAGUCAUGAGGUCAUCCCUAACUAGUGUUUAUCACACUUAAUGCUAUAGCAACAGACUAUGAAGUCAUCCGCUUGACUCUACUUGUUUCUUGGCCAAAUAUAAAGAUGCUUUGCCCCUAAAAAAAAACACUUUAAAGCAAGCCAGAAGCAUGGAAAGGUUUUAUUCAAAUCCUCAGGAGAUUUGCCACAGAGUUGAUGAAAUUUGUAGGAAUUGCAUGCUCCGCACAACUAAUGUGAAAGCCCCAAUAUCCAGCUUGAACCAUGUGGACGAGCCUGGUUUGAACAGAGCUCGGCAAUAUCCUCCUUGAUCUGUCUAAUUCCCCAUGUAAAUGGAGGGCUCUAAGCAUGGAAGUAACCAAAAUUAAAUCAAUUAGCAAUAUUGGCAGUGAAAGAGUCCUUCAAACAAAACAAUGCAUUGUGGGAAAACUUGCACAGAUGGCAUACUAUCAGACUGAAGUGUCCAUUGCUCUAACCAUUUGUACAGACCACGUUUCUCGUGCUUACCUUUAAAAGACAAUAAAUGGGACUUUUCAAUUUUGUGUAGUUUAUAAAUUCUGUAUUCCCUCCCGUUUACAGCGUUUCCUUGUGAGGCCUUGUUACAGUUGUAUUCUCUUGGAUACAUGAACACAAUCUGUGGAAUAAUACUGAAAGUGGCAGACAUAUUUCUUUUACAGUCGAUUACAGAUAGUGACCUCUAUUUCAAUAUACAAAUACAUUAUUAUUGAACAAAUUGCUUUGUCUAGGGCAUUUUCCAAACCACUUUAUUGCUUUGUUGCAGUCAGCAUUGCCAGUGAUUCAGCUGUCACCUGGUGUUAAAGCAUAAUGGCUGCCAUGUAGUAUUAUAUGUUACUGAAUGCAUAUAACUGCCUGGAAUUAUUGACUUUGGUCAGGCUGCAUAGUGAGGUUAAUUAUAUCAUGCACAGGCAGGGAGACUUUUAAUAUAAUUCUGGUAUAUUUAGCACAAUUUGUUUCAUUGUUGAAACAGCUGUGACUAAAGUAUCCAACUAUUUAAUUUCUGCUAAAUCUCACGGCCAUUACGCGAUCCUAAUUCUCCUUGAGCUUUCUUCUGCCGUUGACACUGUUGAUUAACAGCUUCUUCUCAUUCUCUGUAAUCUCGGUCUACGAGAUACUGCUCUCUCCUAAUGCUCCUUCCCCUCUCUCAGCUCUUUUUCAAUGUUUCUUUCUCUGGCUCUGCCUUUUCUCCCAAACCCCUCUCUGUUGGCAUUCCCCAAGGUUCUGUACUUGGUCCCCUACUGUAUCUAUACUGCCUCCUUUGGUAAACUCAUCAGCUCCUUUGGCUUCCAAUAUCAUUUAUAUGCAGAUGACACAAAUCUGCCUGUCCUCUCCUGAUCUCUCUCAUUUUGACUUGUGUCUCUGACUGCAUCUCUACGAUUUCCAACUGGAUGGCUGCUUACUUCCUUAAACUCAAGCUGCCCAAAACAGAACUUCUGGUCUUUCCUCCAUCAAGUGUUGUUACUCCUGUGUCUGUCUCCCUCCACGUUAAUGGUGCUACCAUCAGCUCCACCACGCAGGCUCGCUGCCUGGGUGUUCUCUUUGACUCCGACCUCUCCUUACCCCUCAUGUCCAGUCGAUCGCAAAAUCCUGCCGCUUCCAUCUCAAACAUAGCUCACAUCAACCCCUAUUUAACUCCAGACGCUCAUUUUCCUGUCCAACCGCACCUCCACACCUCGCCCCUCUGUCAGUCCCUACAUUGGCUUCCAGUUAGAUAUAAGGCUCAAUUUAAGAUUCUGGUGCUUGCUUACAAGUCCCUACAUAAUACCAACCUACCUAUCCUCCCUAAUACACAAGUAUGUCUCGUCUAGGCCCUUGCGCUCUGCCAAGGGCACAAGGGCCUUCCACAUCUGAUGCUCACCUCCAAGACUUCUCCAGGGCUGCAGCUUUUCUGUGGAACUUCCUUUCCUUCUCCGUUAGACUUUCACCCAGUGUCCACUCCUUAAAAAAAUCUUUGAAAACACACUUCUUAAGGCAAGCAUAUCAUAUAAACUAUUAGUGGGUUUUUAUCCCCCUCAACCCCCCAUGACUCCUCUCCUGCAACUGUGAAAUAUAAAUAAUAACUAAUAAGUUCUCAGUGAAUACUUUUCUAUCAACCUAUUUUAUUACCCCUACUUAUACCCUUUGUGUCACUAUACCCCACUCCCUCUAGCAUGUAAGCUAAGUGAGCAGGCCCUCAACCCCUCUGUUUCUGUGCAUCCAUUUGUCUAUUUACAUCUGUUAGUCCACCCAUUCUACGGAAUUUGCUGGCGCUAUAUAAAUAAUAAUAAUAAUUAACACAUUUGUUCAGACAAAUAAAGAUAUUAGCUCUCCACAAGGUUCAAAGUCCUCCCAUCAUAUUCUUCAUAUUCUGUGUGCUUCUGUCUUAUUUCGUAGUAUAACCCCUCGUCUGCCGAAAGCUGGAGAAACAAUCCAUGGCAGUAAGUUUUUUAUUGGUUUUGGAGGAAAAGGUGCAAAUCAGUGUAUCCAGGCAGCGCGACUCGGAGCCCAGACAACCAUGGUUUGCAAGGUAAUGGAGAUGUUGUGUGUACAGUAGAGAAAAUUAUAAAACAUGGAUACCCCCAAGAGACCUGGAUUGCUAUUUUGGAGACUCCAUGAUUGCUUGUAGGCAAGCAAUGUGUCAGGCAGAAUGGGGGAGGGGGUUUGCUGGCAUUCUCUACCUGGUUUAAAUAUCUAACCGUGCAAUUUCUACAUUGGUUUCAUUAAGACCAACAGAUCCAUGCGCCACACAUUCAGUGUUUCCACUGGUAGUAAUGGCAGACUCGGUGCCCGAAUGCCCCUUUGUAAGUUUCUAUAUUCUUUAAAUCUGCAUUAAGAAUACUUUAAAGAAGAAAUCAAUAUGAGUGACCAGGGAACUGGAUGGCUUUCCGUGGAGGUUUGCUCCAUCAAUAUUAUUUAAUAUAUAUGCUAUAUAUAUAUAUAUAUGCUAUAUAAUAGCAAGACAAGGACUCUGAAGCUCCUUACACCAUAACCAAAGCAAGGAACAUUGGCUGUUUGGAUGAUUGGGCUGUCUCUUUAAAUUGUACCUGUUAUAGUACACGGCCCACUAUAUACAAUUAAAGAUAAAAACCUUUUUAUCAGACGUGUAGAUGCUGUGAAUGAAAGAAAUAGUAAUUAUUUAGCAUAGUGGUCUGCUCAGAUGGCAAAUACUUCUACUAAUAACUGACAGUGAAAGCUGGAGAACCCUCCUACAGACAGUUCUUUUGCUGUCUGUCACUGUAACUAGUGCUGACAUGCAGUACUUGAUGUGAUUACUUAAAGGACCACUCUAGGCACCCAGACCACUUCAGCUUAAUGAAGUUGUCUGGGUGCCAUGUCCAGCUAGGGUUAACCCAUUUUUUCAUAAACAUAGCAGUUUAAGAGAAACUGCUAUGUUUAUGAAUGGGUUAAGCCUUCCCCUAUUUCCUCUAGCGGCUGUCUCAUUGACAGCCGCUAGAGGCGCUUGCGUGCUUCUCACUGUGAUUUUUCACAGUGAGAGCACGCCAGCGUCCAUAGGAAAGCAUUGUAAAUGCUUUCCUAUGAGACCGGCUGAAUGCGCGCGCAGCUCUUGCCGAGUGUGCGCAUUCAGCCGGCGGGGCGUAACGGAGGAGGAUCGGAGGAGGAGAGCUCUCCGCCCAGCGCUGGAAAAGGGUAAGUUUUAACCCCUUUUCCCUUUCCAGAGCCGGGCGGGAGGGGGACCCUGAGGGUGGGGGCACCCUCAGGGCACUAUAGUGCCAGGAAAACGAGUAUGUUUUCCUGGCACUAUAGUGGUCCUUUAACUAUCCAGCAUUUCUCGUGCUGGAGUAAUAUAGGAACACAGUGACACAUAUCAAUCAGUUCUAACUUGAAUCAGUGCAUCUCUAUGAGGAAAAUUCAGCGUCCCCAUGCAGAGCAUUCCUACUGUGCAGCACUGAGUCAGGAAGCACCUCCAGUGGCCAUCUGAGGAGUGGCCACUUGGACGUGUCCCUAGGGGCAAUGUAAACACUGCCUUUUCUUUGAAAAGGCAGUGUUUGCAUGAAAUUACCUGAAGGCAAUGAUUAUACUCACCAGAACAACUACAUUAAGCUGUCAUUAUUCUGAUGACUAUAGCGUCCCUUUAACCCCUUAAGGACACAUGACAUGUGUGACAUGUCAUGAUUCCCUUUUAUUCCAGAAAUUUGGUUCUUAAGGGGUUAAAGGUGAGAAGAAAGAUUUGCAGGGUACGCACAGCGCACUCCCCCAUAGACUGGAUAUACUUCUACGGGUCCACGUUCUCAGCUGUAUGACACUGAUCUAAUAAGCCAGGAUCUCCCAUACUAUAAAUAUACCGAUUCAGCUCAAUUCUCCAAACUAACAGAGCCAUCCACUGCUGAAAAUGUGAACUGGUUUGAUCGGUAUUUGACAUAUUUAUCGUCUGGUUGAGUGGAAAGCAGCUUUUUUUUCCCCAGAAAUGUUUGUUCUUUGUGUUUUGGAAAGUCUCCAGGCCUGCUGUGGAGCCUGCUGUUCCUGGUAUCUGCAUUUCUCCUCUGUGAAAUUCCACAGACCACGUUCUACCCCAGAAUAUUUAACACCUACUGUCCAAGGAGGCUACAUCUGGCACCUGCAGGAGAUAUUAUUAGAUUUUCUAAUAUACAUCCUGUCCAAGGAGGCUAAAUCUGGCACCUGCAGGAGGUAUUAUUAGAUCUUCUAAUAUACAUCCUGUUCUAAAAUAGUGAAUACCAUAUGACACACAUUCUCCGUAAAAAUUGUGUUUAUUUGUAAUAGAUAUUCCUGGCAGACAAUGGGUUGUAACUGUCGAGUAAAACUGCCAAGUGCUAUUAGCGCUGUAUUUUUAUAACUGGGUAUCUUAGAGAAGAGAAUGGAGAUUUGUUAGAUUCUAAGCUUGUGGGUCAGGUUUUUUUUGUGUCUGUUAAAAUGAAAUAGGUUGACUUGCUGCAGUGUUUGAGAGAAUUGGUCUGGAUCUUGGAGCCAAAAGAAAAUUGUAGUAGCCAGUUUUUGUUGAAGAGAGACGCUACUUUUUCAACUCACACAUCUUGUGCCACAUGGCACUCGUGCUGCACACAUCAAUUUUUUUUAUUUACUUUUUUUAGGAGAAGAACUCCCCUUUGCCUCACAUCUGGCACCACAUGGUACUAACACUACACCCAUCUCUCUCCCACCUAACAUGUAUGUGACAUGUUACAUGUGCCAUGCAACCUAUUGACAUAUUAUAAAGGUCACCUUUGCAAUAUUUGUUUAUUAGGACCUGUGACAGCAUACUCAGUCAAAUCAGGGUUUGCCAGAUAUCACUACUUACUCUUGCCCAAACUAAUACCACAAUGCUGAUAUUAAGGGUCAAACAACACUGGGGAAAGAAAGCACACAAAUAAAUAAUGGAAUAGAUUAUUUGAGACCUUGUGGGCUUUUCCGGCAUCAUGGGGAAUUAAACAUACCGUGUUUUAAUAAUAAUAAUAAUAAUAUAUGAGGAUAGCUUGAUGCUGGUUACUGCUUCCUCUGCAGGUUGGGAAGGAUUCAUUCGGGAACAAUUACAGAGAGAACUUCAAGAAGAACAAGGUGUCUACAGGUAAAUAUAGCAUAAAUAAAAUGGUAUGUGAUACAAUAAUUAAAAGGAGAACCUUCAGAGUCAAAUGUCAUUUUGUAUGAAACUCGGCCAAAAUCGUAUGUUUGUUUUUAAUGUUUUGAUUUGUUAAUUGCCUUUUGUGGCACACUUUGUAAGUUCAACAAGCUCACUGAAACCAGCAGGCAUUUUGAAUACGGUGUAAAGUUUCACCAGAAACUGCCUUGGAAAGCCGACAAGUUCUAGUUAUUAAAUAACGGAUUGACAGGCUAAAACUAGUAAAGAUAAAUUAUUUAUAUUUCCAAUGUCCAGGCUGCCUUAACAUUUAAAAAAAUCUGUGCUUAUUACGCCCAUCUAAAUCUUAAAUAAUGUCAAAAAUUGUACCCAAUUAUUAGUUUUUCUUGUCUGCCUCAUAAACCCAACCCAUUCUCUAAUCAUUUUUUAAUCCCCUACUUUUUUAACUAUAGGACAGGACCUCUUGUUCUAGCCAUCCCUAACUCUGCAGCAAAUGUCACAAAUCGGCCCACCAUACCCUUUCAUUCCUGUUACAACAUCUGGGACUUGUUUGGUAUUGCUCAGCCUUUUUAUCUUAGUAUUUUCUAUAAACUCUGGGUCUAGGCAUUGCCAAUAGGUAGAGCUCUAGCUUUUAUAGAAGUAAUAAUUACAUAUUUCUUUGAACGCCGUAAACAGUAAUAUGUGGUAGAUGUAGUAGUUCAUCAGCUUGGCAAGCCUCCUAUAGGCCAUUUCUGAUGUUUAAUCUCUAUCAAUGCAUUGCAUACCUGUCUACCUCUCAGGUCAUGUGCAUUAACACAGCUGAUUGGGUGAGUGCAUCACGAGUAUCAUUAGCAAGGUGCAUGCACACAGAACUGACACACCCUGCCCUCUUAUAAUCUCCGCCUUACACCCAAGUAGUAGAGAAUAUUGGUAUGUAAGCUAAGAGGGCUGGUGGAUUAUAUUGCAUAGUUUUUAUAGCUGUAUUCUCCCCAGAAGCAGUUUUUCAGUCUCUCUGGAGAACAUUUUCUCCUAGAGUCCAUUUCCAGCACAUCUGCUCUCUAUAAACAUACAUAAACGGGAAGAAAAGUCAUAAUUCUUCUUGGCUCUGUUUUCUUGGCUUGAAGUGGUUUAAGUAGAAUUUAUGUAAAAUAUUUUACUUUUACCAUGGUUUCUGUAUUCCAGUAUAUUUCUAAUUUUCCCAUUGCAGAUUUUGUUUAUCAGACAGAUGCGGCAGCUACUGGCGUGGCUUCCAUCAUUGUGAACAGCGAAGGUGAGUUCUUCCUCCUCUUCUUGGUACUCUCACAUGCUUCAUUCACACGGCCACCACAAACUAAUCAAAGUAGCACCUUUUAUAUUAUUAUCAUUAUAUAUAAAACUGCAGUAUAUUGCACUGCACUGCACUGCAUAAUGGGUGGAGUGAGACACAAGUUAAGAAGACAGAUUUAGUUAACAAGACAAGUGAACAUGAGGCAGUGAGGGUCACGCUUACAUGAACUAAACUGUAAGUGGAAAUGUCACUGAUGUCAUUUUUGUAUCACCUAAUAAUAAUCUGUUAAUUAAUCUAAAGAUUGUGCCUAUUUUACACCUUUAUAAAAAAAGUUCCUUAUUAUAUAGAUCAUAUAUCAGGGUGUCCGGGAUAUCAAUUUAUUUGCCAUGGUGUCUGUGUAUGUCACUAUGGAUGGCUUUCCUGAGAAUGGAGAACUGUCACAAUUAGAGAAGCAACAUUUCUUUGGUACGGUUUAAAUGGCGACUCCUGGCACAAAAAAUGCAUGACUGCAUCCAACUGGAAAAAAUGUAAAUGCCUGAUAUAUUGUUGGGGUUUUUUUUGGGUGGGGGGGGGUAGGGUAUGUGUAACAGAAGACAGGGUCGAGAUACUAGGAGGCUUUUAGCACAUUCAGAACAACCACUGUCAUGCAAAAUAAACUUAAUUUAAAAAAACAAAACAAAAAUAACAGUGAAUUGUGCCAAUAAAUGAAAACCACCAGAGCUUCACCAAGAGAAAACGACCUUAGAGCACUUCACUGACUAAGACCUUUUAUUAAAUCGACCCAUCUUCUGUCUACCCCAGAACACCCCUUCCCUUCCUUCCACUCUGUGUGCCACAUGCCGUCCACAGGGUGGUACAAUAUUCAUCUUUCCUCUGUGCCAGCUUUCUGAGUAGGGAUAUUAUUUCCUCUGGUACUUGACCUGAGACAGACCAGGAUGAUGAUUUGGUGAAGCUUACGGAGCUGUGCGAGAUCACUUGGGUAUUCUUGUAGAAGCUGUUCCAGUAGCUAAAGGGCAUUGUACGCCUGUGAGUCACAAAUAGAACCGUUUAAGUAGACAAUAACAUUUCUACUUGAUAAAUUAUUAGCAAAUACAAAUAUGGCAAAAAAUAUUCAUCAUAAACCUAUAAUUCGUCUUUGGGUAUGUGUGUGUACCUGAAACUACGUAUCUCAUAGCUGUGUCUAAUGACUCCCAUUUGGGCUGGCUGACUUCUUCUAGUGACACAUGUAGCACCUAGUAAUAAUGGUAUCUUCUGUCCCACAGGCCAAAAUGCUAUUGUGAUAGUCGCCGGUGCCAAUUUAUUGCUGGACUCUGGAGAUCUGUCAAAAGCUGCGGGUGCCAUUAGUGCAGCCAAGGUAAUGGUGUGCCAGCUGGAGAUUUUACCUGAGAUAUCGUUGAAAGCUUUGAAGAUGGCCCGUGCCAGUGGAGGUGAGAUCAAUCUGUUCCAUUUCCUAUAAAAUAUUGAUGGAUUUGAUCACAUGAAAUAAUUGUACUGUCCUAUAGUAGAACCCUUGUCUUUGUUGUCACAGUGAGUCUAAACUUCUCUCAUUGCAUCCCUAUAUUACUUUUCUCAAUUGAUGAGGAAUUAUUAAUAAACAAUGAAUGAUGAUGUUUUAGAAUUUGGGGUUAAAUAUUCUUUUUCCAAGAGUCAGGAAGGGAAAAAUGUGCACAGUAUGUGUCUGCCACACUCCAACUUUACUGCUUGGAAAUGAUGUAUUUUAAAAUAUCUGCACAUUGUUAUACAAUUGGUCCCUAAUGGGUUAAUGCAGUCAUUCUUAACCCCUGGGUCAGGACCCAAAAUUGCUGUUUCAGCGUUUGUUUUUUACUGGUACUGAUAGAUCAUAUUAAUCAGUCACCAAGUAACUAAAAAAAAUAAAAUUAUUUGGCUAAUGUAGCAGCACUGCCCUCCCCAGCGCAAUUAAAUCCGUUUGAUAUUGAGAAAUCAAAUGUUUAUUCUGAAUAAUUAGAAUGGCGUGUCAAGAUAAUACAAUGUGAAAAAUUUGGCUGAAAAAUUGUAAAAUCUUACUUUUAAAUCUGUUUUUUUACAAAUGAGAAAUGGGCCAAUUAAGUUAAUGACGUGCAAAAUUUGUGUCCAUGACAGAAUCACAGGGAUAGAGCAGCACUAUCAUUUUAUUUUCCCCGUCCUUAUCGCUAAAGAUCAUAAGAGCAACAUAAGAAAACGUACUGGCCGUCUUAUCCCAUGUGUUAAACAAAAAUCAAGGUGAAUUUAAAAAAUGCAAAAAAUCCCACAAAGUGACAGUGCUGCUUUCAUGUGCUUAAUUGGAUCCCAAAGCGAUAUUAUUACUAAAACGUGAAUGGAUAUUUUUUUUUUUUUGGUGAAUAUAAUUUUUAUUUAUAUUUAUAUUACUUACGUAUAUGUCGGAGACUCGCAGGUCUCUGAGGUGAGUAGUCAUAAUUUUUAGAAAACAUCAAUGUAUGUUUGGGCUCGCAGGCCCCAUGUUGACGGACUUGCAAGUCCCUAUUUUCCAGAUUCACAAGUAACUUCAUGUACAUUUUACCAUCUGCCAUUUAUUUUACUAAUUAAAUCGUGUUUAUGUGAUUUAUAUGAUUCAUGUACAGUAGCCGGGAUUCGUGUUACAUUUGUGUUGAGGUUCGCAGACCUCUUAUCCAACCUUUAUUGUUAGGCGACGUUCCGGUCCCUACAUCUUAUGUUGGGUAUUGUGUCUUUAGCAGACUUAUGUGAGCCUCCACUUAGUGUCCUGGAUGUCGUGUGUAUGGGGUACGGUGUACCCGUGUUGAGAGGUUUAUGGCUCAUAUUUCGGGAAGGUGUGAUUGUAGCUUGUUGCUGUCCUCAGGCUAUUUUGUGAUUAUCCCGUCUGCUCGGCCCAUGUUCCAGUAGGAUCGUGUCUCUUGGAGGUUAUGGGAUGUGUGUGAACCCGUAUGGGUUUUUCAUUCAGGGCACUAGUGUCUCCUCUAUAUGUAUUGAUUUCUGCUUUGGUUGGGGUAUUGUCCUGCGUGGGUCUUUAGAAGAGAGGGGGUAGGGAAAGUCGGGGUUAGGGUGGGGAGGGGGGUGUCUGUAGUCAUUGUCUUCCGUCAUCUGUCGUCCAGUGGGUGUUCUAAGUCCUAACUGUCCGUGGUUUGGCGUACGUCUGUUCCGAGUUCCAUUUGGAAUCCUUCCUUCGCUGUCUCUAGGAUCCAAUAUGUCCAAAUGUCCAUGUAGGACUUUGGGGUCACGUUAGUCGUCAUGGUCAGUUCCUCUGUUAUUCUGAGUUCCUCCAUUUGGCUGAACCAGGUCUUUAGUGGAGGUGUUAUGUUCUGUUUCCAGAAUUGGGGGAUUACUCGUUUGGCUAUAUUAAGUAUUCGGAUGAUCAUGGAUCGUUUGUACUUAGAGUGUGGUGUAGGAGUGUGGUGUAGGAGCAUUGCUGCUGGUUCCAGGGGGGGUGGUUCGUCUGUGAAUUUCUCAAGCAUUCUGUGUAUGUUUUGCCAAUAUGGUUUCAUUUUUGUGCAGUCCCACCAGAUGUGUUUCAUGUCUCCCUCUUCUUGUUGGCAUCUCCAGCAUAGGCCAGGUUGAUCUGGGUCUAUCUGAUGUAGGAGGUGUGGUGUCCUGUACCAAUGAGUUAGUAAUUUGUAGGCUGUCUCUUGUGUUUUACUGUGUGUGGAGCAGUGGUGUGUGAGGUAACAAAUGGAUUCCCAAUGUGUGUCCUAGGGCUUUCUCCCAUUUCCCCAUAAAUACAGGUGUCUCGGUUGGGAUGUCUGUUUGUAACAUGGUGUAUAGGAAGGACACUCCGUGUGGGAGCGGGUCUGGGUGCAUGCAGACCACCUCUAAUGUGGUGUGUUCUCUAGUGAGUGCUAAGCCCUGUGGUAGGGUGCGAAUGUAGUUGGCUAGUUGGGAGUAUCGAAAGUUGUGCAUGAAGGUCGGGGGUACUUCUCCCAUCAUGUCCGGAAGCUUUUUACAUUUCCCUUCCUGUAUGACGUGAUGUAAGCAUGGGUGUGUGUCUGGAAGGAUGUCUCUGAGGGCUCUCGGGUCUAGUCCCGGGGGAAAGUCUUUGUUAAACGUCAAUGGAAGGAGGGGAGAGGGAUAUGGCGAUAUGUUCCCCUUCAUCGCUGCCCUCCUCCAUAUUUUCAGGGUGUGUUUGGUGUAGAUGGACAUUUCGUCACAGUUCGUCGCGUUUCGGUCCCAGGGCAGUCCCGAGAUUGGUCUACCCGCCUCCGUCUCCUCCACCGUCUUCCACAGUUUGUGUACCCUGUCUUUUGUCCACUCUACAACUCUCUGUAGGUGUGUGGCCACAUAGUAUAGGUGGAAGUCUGGGAGGGCUAAGCCUCCUUUAUCUUUAGGCUGCGUCAGGCGUGGUAAGAAGUUCAUUUUUAUUACAUGUACUCUCCCCAGCCAGGAGAUGUGUGGAUAUGACCAUUCCCGCAUGUCUUUUUGAAAUGUCUGAAGUGUGUUUGUAAAGUUUUCCUUAAGCAUGUCUCCGCUCUGCCUAGUCAACCAGACUCCCAAGUAUCUAAUUCUGUGCUCGGCCCACUGGAAGGGGAAGCUGUGUCGGAGGGGGUUCGCCCUUGCAGUAGGGAUGCUAAUAUUGAGAAUGAACGAUUUACUGUUAUUGAUUUUCAGGUUGGAUAUUUCUCCAUAUACCUGUAGGUCUUUCUGGAUAUUUGGGAGGGAGAUUUCAGGGUUGGUUAUAAUGAAGAGUAAAUCGUCCGCGUAGGCGGCCACUUUGUGGUGCGUGUUACCUGUCGUUAGGCCGGUUAUGUCUGUGUUAUUUCGGAUGUGUGUAAGGAACGGUUCGAGGGCAAGGACGAACAGGAGUGGUGAGAGGGGGCAUCCCUGUCUCGUGCCAUUGUGUAUUUGGAAGGCAUCUGUCAGUGCCCCAUUUACCAGCACUUGGGCUGUUGGUUCUCGUAUAGUGCCUCUAUCCAUUGUCGCAUGUGUGGUCCUAAUCCUACGUGGGCCAGUGUUUCGAAUAGGUAUGUCCAGCUUACUCUGUCGAAGGCCUUCUCUGCUUCCGUUGACAGCAGGAGGAGACCCCCUUUCAUACUCUCUUUCCCGUGCAUGAGGGUGAGCGCCCUGAUGGUAUUAUCUUGAGCUUCCCUUCCUGUCACGAACCCUACCUGGUCCGGGUGGACCAGUGAAGGGAUAUGUUUUGUAAGUCGGGUUGCCAGGAUUUUGGCCAGUAAUUUAAUGUCGCAAUUUAUAAGUGAGAUCGGUCUGUAAUUUCCGCAUUGUUCCCUAUCUUUGCCGUCUUUGGGGAUAAUAGUGAUGUGGGCUGUUAGGGCUUGUCUGGGGAUGUGGUUCCCAUCUCGUAUCGCGUUGAACACCUCUACCAUGGGUGGGUAUAAGUCUUCGGCAUAUGUUUUGUAAUAUUUAAUCGGCAGUCCGUCUGGUCCUGGGCUUUUGCCUGGUUUGGUUAGCUUAAUCGCCAGUGCUAAUUCUUCUAUUGUGAUUGGUUCGUCUAUUAACUCUGCUAUCUCUGGGUCCAGUGUCGGUGUCUGGUAUUUCGUCAGAUAGUCGCGAAUAGUGGCACUGAGGCGCGUCGUUGCCGUGUUGGUUUUCGGUUGAGGGAGUGCGUAUAGUUCUGUGUAGUAUGUACGUAUCGUUUUCAUGAUGUCUGUCGGGAGUCGGUGUAAGGUCCCCCGUUUGUCUCUAAUCUUAUCAAUGUAUGUGUGUUGUCUCUGCUUCUUCAGCAUUGCGGCUAGGAGUUUGCCACUUUUGUUCCCAUGCAAUGUAAAAAAGGCUUUGUGUCUGGUCGCAUCUCUGUGGUGUUUAGAGUGUAGUAGUGUGGCUAGUUCCCGUCUCAGUUGUAGGAGUCGGGUUUGGUGUGUGUGGUUUGGGGUUUGUUUGUUUUGGUCGUCUGUCUCGUGUAUGUUGGCUAUCAGUUCCUUGAACCGAGCUUCGGCUUGUUUCUUUACUAUUGCUCCCUGUUGUAUAUAGUGGCCCCUUAUCACGCUUUUAUGCGCUUCCCACCGAAUCAUCUGGGAUGUUUGCUCUCCUGUGUUGGUCAUCAUGUAGUCCCUGAUUUUCUCCCUUAUGAGAGUUACGACUUCUAGAUUGGUGAGUAAGUAUUCAUUUAGUCUCCAUUUCGAGGUCGUGGGGCGGUAGAGUGGUGAUUUGAGUGUGAGUGAUACUGGGGCGUGGUCUGACCAUGUGGCCACUCCGAUUGUUACAUCGGACACUAGGGAGAGGUCGUGGUAUGUGGUAUAUAUGUGGUCUAUUCGUGAGUAAGAGUUGUGGGGGUGAGAGUAAAAGGUGAAGACUCUCACGCCUGGGUGGUGGGCUCUCCAGCAGUCCACCAGUCGUUGGCUGCGGAGCAGGGAUUUAAUGGCGGAAAUCUGCUGUGUGGGGAUGUGUGAAGCGCCUGUCGAGUUGUCCCAUGUCGGGUCGAGUGUUACGUUGAAAUCUCCCCCUAUUAUAAGAGUCCCUUCUGUGAAGGCUUGGAGUUUGCGGAAUGUCUGUUUGAGGAAGCGAUAUUGUUGUGAGUUUGGUGCGUAGAUGUUUGCAAACGUGUAUUGGUGGUCUGCGAUCUUCCCUUUAAGGAAUAGGUAUCUGCCCCCGUCGUCUGUCAUACAUCCCCCCUCCUGGAAUGGCACCCUCUUGUGGAAAAGUAUUGCUGUCCCUCUCGCCUUGCCCCCUUGGUAGUCACUAUAGUAUCCCUGCGUGUAGUGCUGAUUUGUCAGUUUGGGUCUGGUUCCCUUUUUAAAGUGGGUUUCCUGUAUCAUGACUAUUGAGGCCCUCUGUUUGUGGAAGUCUCUGAGUGCUCCUGAUCUCUUCUCAGGUUUGUUUAGGCCUUUUGCAUUAAUCGUGAGGAUUUGUAGAUAUUCUGGGGUCAAUGCCAUGUCGUCUAGUCAGGUCUAGUUUUUGGUGAAUGGAUAUUUAAAGGGGCACCAUAGACACCAAAACAACUUUAGCUAAAUGAAGCAGCUUUUAGUAUAGACCAUGCCUGUGAAAUUUCACUGCCCAAUUAUCUGCCAUUUAGGAGUUAAAACACGUUUGUUUCUGUAUAUGCAGCUCUAGCCACACCUCCCCGGCUGUGACUGACAUAGCCUGAAUGAAAACAAAAUGGUUUCAUUUUCAAUCAGAUUCAACUUACUUAAGUGUUUACCACUUGCUCUAAAAAAUUGAGAUUUAAUUACAUAUACAGAGUCUAGCAAAUUAUUAGCAGUGCAAGAGAUAAGAAAUUCUAAAUUAAUUUGUUUGACUAAGACUGUAUAAACAAAGUGAUUUAACUCCUAAAUGGCAGAGAAUUGAGCAGUGAGACUGCAGAGGCAUGAUCUAUACACCAAAACUGCUUCAUUAAAGGGACAAUUAAAAUGCAUCCAAACAUUCAGUGUCUUCUCCCAUUGCAUGCGGACACUGAACUUUCCUCAUAGAGAUUCAUUGAUUCAAUUCAUCUCUAUGAGGAGAUGCUGAUUGGCCAGGGCUGUGUUUGAAUCAUGCUGGCUCUGCCCCUGAUCUGCCUCCUUGUCAGUCUCCGCCAAUUCUAUGGGGAAGCAUUGUGAUUGGAUCAGGCCACCACUUCUGAUGAUGUCAGCAGACAGCUUGUUUUUCUGAGUCUAACAGCAUGCACAGUUACAGCUUCAGGCUUGAAUACAGUAAGAUUUCACUAUGUUUAGGGAGGCAUGAGGGGCCCAGGGUGGCUAGAUGGUGAUUUUAACACAAUAGGGUCAGGAAAACAUGUUUGUGUUCCUGACCCUAUAGUGAUCCUUGAAGCUGAAGUUGUUUUGGUGACUGCAGUGCUCCUUAAUUACGUCUGGAGAAAUCAUUUAGCGUUAUUGCCUUGUGAUGUAAGUUUUCACACAGCACACCUAGGUAAAUCUGAUCAAUAUAUGUUUGAUCAAAAACAGACUAUAGGAUAUCUCUCCAGUAACAUGAUUUCUCGAAUAAUUAGAAUAAGAACAAUAGUUAAUAAAUGAGCCAAAAUUACAUUACUGAUUAAAAAUUAAGCAGAAUGAUCAGAGCCUUUUGCCAAUGGAAAUGCAUGAGCUCAGCUGAAGGCCUUUUAACAAGUCUCAAAAAACAAUGAAAAUGUUUUGAUCUCUUGCCUGAUUUCAAAUUGGGUCAGACAAACACAUUUGUGAUUUAUUAAAAAACAAGUCCAGUUCUCAAGGGCCUGAUUGAAGCCACAUGGGUAUUUGAGUGUAGUGGGCUUGUCAGAGAGCCACAGGCCACAAAGCUGGUAUGAUUUAUACCGAUAAUGUUCUUUUAUCAGGUUUGCCAUAUUUAUAAUGAAUGUUAAGAGGAUCUCCUUUAAGUGAGCAGUAAAUAGAAUCCAUGUUUAGCUUGGGAAUGCCACCAGCCAUGCCAAAUUAAAAUGUCUUGUGCUUGCCACCAUAUGAACAUCAGCAGUGUGGUUGUUUUUGGUUCAACCAACAUGUUGAAGUUACAUCUUUUUGACUGCAUGAGAUGUGGCCUCUUCUAGCCCUCAUAAGAUUAAAGAGAAACUGGGGUCAUUUUGUUCUAUUAAAUAAACUGCUUACAUGACAAAAUAAAAGCAGUAUUAUGGAGCAAGGCACUCUUUAUUUUCACAAGUAACCUGAUCAGUAUAAAUGAUGUAACUGUAGCAGAGCUGCGGCUUUUACCCCUAUCAUUCAUGCACGACAGUGUAGCCGAGGGGAAGGUGAGUUAUCCUUACCUGAACCUGUCCCUUACAGCCUCCGCCAUGCCAGUGUCCUGCCAGUUCUCUUCAGUUCACGGCAUGUCAGCGUUGUACACAUGAGAUGGAGGAUCCCGAGAGACUGAGGGACCCUCCGUAGACAGAGCCUGUGACCAAAGUAACCUCGUGUUUGGCUUUUGGAGGGGCCUUCUGACCAGCCUCUUGCCUCAGGACUAUGGGCCCUGCAAUAUAUCUUGCCCAAUGCACUUUAAAAGGCUCUGUUCAGGUGAAGUAUGUAUUUUUGUACUCCAGACAGAGAGACCGACUGUUAGACCUUAUUCUCAGGAACUGUUUUGGGCAUGGGACCAUGUGCACGGUGGGUCAAAACUAUGACUUCCAGGAAAUUCCUGAACCCCUGAAGUGAUCUGUGGGUGACUUUUGGAUAUGUUGUUCACCCAGAUCAGGGUGGAUAUGUUGUAUUUUGGGGUACUUAUUGGAUUUUCUACAAAUGUGUGUUUUUUUUCUGCCUGGGGAUAAUUAAGUUAAUGCAUUAUCUGCCUUAAUUAUAUCACAGGCAGAGGGGAAGGAUUGUGUGCUGUAUGUGGGAGUGUCAUUCAUUGUCACAUUGUUUUCAUUGGUUUGUACACUUUAUGUCCCUGUGCCCAACAUGGUCCAUCUGGAAGUCACCCUUGUUGGGAAACCUGCAUCAAACGCCAGCUGUUGCUUCCAUUAAACAGAUUUACUCCACCCUCAAUCUAGAGUCUUGUCUCUUGUUGGGGGAAACUGCUACAUCACCAGAAAGGAUUGCUAUAAUCACUAUACUCCCUUGGAUUCUAUAAGCUCUUGUAAGAGCUAUUCCUGCUUGACUCUCUGGUGGAAGAGAGGCUCACCCACUGGAACCUGGAGCCUUGUCAUAGGUCCAGGGUGGGUAGGAGACGGCGAGACCCCAACCAAACUGCGGCGGUUGUGGGGUCUGGUGGAGUGAGAUUUUAACCAGUGUUCCAGUUCACAGUUCCGGUGAGCACUAGGAGCAUCUGUCUGCAGAGGUACCCAACCGGGGUACAGGAAGCUCCGUUACAGAGCCUUUUUUCUCUCCGUUGUCGCUAGUGAUGGCUGAGAGCUUGACAAAAGGUAGCACCGCCUUUUUGUCAGGAGCAGGAAAAAUCCAAAGACAAAGUAGUCCCUAGUUGUCUUAGUAUAUCUUUUGACUGGGUUAGAAUUUCAGUGAAAUUCCAACACAUUCAAUGUGAGUAUUUCAUAAAGAUUUCAUCUUUGUGAAAUGCUCAUUUUGGAAGUGUGCAUGACAGAGCCGCUUUAAUAAAAGGUUUAGCCAACUUCCUCCUUGGCUGUAACCUUGUAAGAGAAGACCAUCCUAAGAAAUUUGUUAGCCAGUGAGUUAUUCUUUUAUACCAUCACUGUAAAUUGUGAUGUGACUAUGUUGGCAAUCUAUGAAUGAUAGUUAUAAUAAUAAUAAACACUGCUGUGAUUGUAAAAAUAAUUGUAGUAAUAACCGCAGUUGUAGAGCUAUUUGAUUAAUGUCACUAUUCUGUCUAACUCAAUUUGUCGUUGUACAGCAGAUGAUAUGCCUGUCUCGUUUUAACUGUGUUUUUUUUCUUUCUUUGAUUUUAGUUAAGACGAUAUUUAAUCCAGCCCCGGCCAUCACUUCUCUUGACCCAGAGUUCUUCAGCUAUUCAGACAUUUUCUGCUGUAAUGAGAGUGAGGUGAGCCACAGUUCCCCUUUUUGGGUUAUCUGUGAAUUUUGAUCACAGUAUGUUGGUGCAGUGUUUGGAUUUGGCAGAACCCCUCAUGUUCUCCAGAAUUCAGUACAAUUUCCAUUCUGCUGAUUUUCCACCCAAGUCACAGACAUUGAGCAGGGCAGCUCCGUAAGAUGUGAGUUUGUCGAGCUUUACCAGUGUUACAGGCCCUGGGGAGAUAGCGCAGCUAAGCAGACAAGGGCACAUGUAUGGGAGUGUCUUCGGAAGUGUGUGUGUGUGGGUGGGGUUUGGGCUAUGUGAGCUAGUAGGGGGGAGGUCUUACCUCAGUGCCACUUGGGAUUCGGGCCAGCAAACAGCUUCCUGCCUGCCCACCCCUUGUUGUUUUAGUUAGUCACAGCGAGCCGGGGGUAUGUCCUUGCCAAUUAAGUUUGAGGGGUUAUGUUUAAGGAUGGAGUAAGUUCAUCAUGUUUGCAGGUCUCAACCUCCCCUGCUUCAAAAGGUUAACAUUAGGUUGCCUGAGGUGUUGUGCCCAUCGAGUGUGGAUAAGGUCGGCUGAUGGCGGGCAUUGGGAAGAUAUGAUUUUAUGACGAGGGGGGAGGUGAGAGGAAGUGGUGAUUAGGAACCACUAUAUGUUUAUUGGCAAGGACGGUUGGGUCACUGCAUAACACUAUGUGUUGAGUUAUAUAUGUAUAUAUGUUAAUUUAUGAUUAUUUAUUUCUAACAAUUUGGUUACAGAAAAGAAGAGUUUAAUAAAGUUAUGGAUGUGUUAUGCAGUAAUUUAUUUAUGUUAUAAUAAAUGCUGUGGCCUGUUCAUCCAUACUAAGUUGUCUGUCGUUAUUGGGGGGCUGAAUGGGGUUAGUUAUGUUUAUGUUGCAUCGUAAUUCCCGACUACGUACAUACAUGUAUUGUGCAGUCUGGUAAUUCAGUAAAUAAAUAUAAUAUUGUCCCUUGGCCAAUUCUAAUUAAUCGGGAACACACCACCUAUCUAAAACAUGCUGCAUGUGUGUAUUUUGUUUGCUCAGCACUUCUCUCUUGUGUUUAUUGUGAUCAAACCUUUUGUAUCGGUCUGUGCAUAUUGCACUGCCUUUUUCCCCAAUUGUACAGCGCUAAGAAAUUUGUUGCUUUAAAAAUGGGUGUAAUAAUAAUAUUAAUUGAAGCUGUCUCUAACACUUUCUGACUUUUCCUCACACUGUAAGAAAAGCAAUGCCAGGUUCGCAUUAACUUUGCCAUCAUUGUCUUCAAAGACUAUCAGGGUGUCAUUUGCAAAGCAUAAGAUCUUGGCAGCAAACUCCUACUGAACCCUCAUUCUAGUCUGACUUGACAUUUUACAUGGCAGCAGUCCACAACAUUGAACCCAGCAAGUCUCUAUAGUUUUAACUGUUUGAUUACUGGAGAACGUGAGCCUCACAUCACUCACCCUCCCAGCAAGCCAAACGCUUCAUGUCUUGCUUAUCUCUCUCUUUUAUAUAUAUAUAUAAAUAGAUAUAUUAAGUGUGGCAUAUGCAUAUCUGUGCCAGUGCCACAUGCAGAAUUACACCGCAAUAUUUAACUCUUUUUUUAAUUUUUUUAGGCAGAGAUUUUAACCAGCGUUCCAGUUCAAAGUUCUGCUGAUGCUGGUAAAGCGGGUUUGGCGCUCUUGGAAAAGGGUUGCAAAGUGGUUAUCGUGACACUGGGAGGAGAAGGCUGUGUCAUUGUUUCACAGGAGAAAACUCUCCCCCAGCACAUACCUCCCAAAAAAGUUACAGCCGUGGACACAACGGUAUGUCACUGUACACACGGCUCCUGCGUAGUGUUUCACAAGUAUAUAUAUUUUACUCUUUUUAUUAGAUUCAUUAAUCUAAAUUCUUCUUUUUAUAACGACGUCUUUCUUUUAAAUAAUAGACACAAUGUACUUUUAGCUGGAGCAAAUCUAGCAAAAAAGUACAAAGAGAAUGGGUUACAGGGGUACUAAAAGGGCCUAACCCUUAUCUUAACAAACACACAAAAAAUACAGAAAUGAUGGAGAAGCGACCCUAGAAGACGGGAGCAAAUCCCUUCAAAACUAGGACCCCCACUGGAGCAAUAUAGAUAAGUUUGCCAACUACUGUGUAUCAAACAAAGUGUAAAAAAUAAUAGUUUUAUUGAAAAAACCCAAGACACCAUCUAUUUAAAAUACACCAGACUGCUUAGACUAGAGAUGGAGGUACAUAGAGAAAGGUAUUCCAGCUUGCACACGUACAAAUUAUUAAACCUAAUACUCAGUAACUAAAUCUUUUGUUUAAAAAGUAGCAACAUAGCCACUAGAGUGUGCAACAAUGUAGCAAGAGUUUCCAUAGGGGUAACAUAUUGUAAUACAGUAGAAACAGGCUGAAAUAGAUUCUGGUUCCUUCAAAUCAAUAGAAUAUUUAAUAUCUAUAGAUAAAUAGGUAUCUCUUCACUUUUCUACCCUCAUAAAUAAAUAUAUAUAUUGCCUCUACACAAAAAUCCUGAUGGCUUACUACAAAUUUCAAAAAGUAUCUUGGCUAAAUUAGCUCAGUGUAUAUCUACAGAGUUAGUAAAUCAACAGGACAGAAAGGGAGAGGCAAAUAGAUGAAAAAAUAAAGUGAGAAGGCAGUAAAGAGGGUUCAUAUAUAGGUAACCCAGACUUAAAUAAAGGCAGUCUGUAGAGUGUGGAAAAAACAUACACACCCCCCCAAGCCCAACGCGCGUUUUGGCGAUAAUGUUCGCCUUUCUCAAGGGCAUAAUAGUAAGUCAUGGGACAUUUCACUCUACUCUUUAUAGUAAAACGACUGCUACAAAUUCCCUCCUCCAUUGGAGAAGUUACCAUCCAAGGCCCCUCAAGGAGGGGAUCCUGGUUGGUCAAUACCUUCGCCUCCUGGGAAACUGUAGUGAUGUGGCUGAUUUCAAAAUGAAAGCGAGUCAACAUUCGUAUCUAUUUUAAGGAGAAAGGCUACCCAAAUCGUUGCCUUAAGAAAGCCUAUAAGAGAGCCCUUAAAACUAAUAGAAAAGAACUCCUCUGUGACCACCCUGUGAAAAAGACCUCCAAAAAUACGGGUGAUAUCCGUAUGCUUGCUACAUAUGAUACGGGAUGGUCUGAAGUAAGAAAGUGUCUUAAUAGAUUUUGGCCGAUUCUUUUGAAUGAUAUGCAUCUGAAGGAAAUCUUAGGUCCAUGCAUCAAUAUUACUGCUAGAAGAGGUCGCAAUAUUCUCAACCUACUAGUACCAAGUCAUCUAUCUAUCAAACCACAGCCGAGAGACACAUGGUUGGGUAAUCCUCCAUGUGGUUCUUAUGGCUGUGGUAGAUGUGUAGUGAAUGAUGGCACAGGCCAAGUCUCGAUUAGAAUCAAAAACUUUUUCAACUGCAAUACAAAGGGUUUGGUCUACCUGUUGUCCUGUUCUUGUGGACAAAAGUAUGUAGGUAAGACAUUUAGAGCCUUUUAAGGAAAGGAUUAUGGAGCAUGUAAGGUCCCCUAAGAACCGACUUGAAACACCCAUUUCAAGAAAUCUUAAGGAACACCAUCAGGGUGAUUCCAGUAAUUUGAAAUUUUGUGGUCUCGAAUGGGUCAAGAGACAUCCGAGGCGUGUAAACUAUGAUCGUUUACUAAGACAGAGAGAGUCUAGAUGGAUUUUUAGACUCAAGACAUUACAACCUCUGGGUCUGAAUGAGGGAUUCUCUUUUGCCCCAUUUAUCUGAGGUAUAUGUAUCUGAGGUAUAUAUAUAUAUAUGAGAUAUGUUUAGUCUAUACUCCUCAACCUAAGUGAACAAUUCACUUACCGUAUUUUUCGCUCCAUAAGACGCACUUUUUUCCCCCUCAAAAGUGAGGGGAAAUGUCUGUGCGUCUUAUGGAGCGAAUGUGAAGCUUUACUUACCUGUCUUGUAGUGUGGGCUGGCAGCACAGCGCGCUCCGCAGUACAGGAAGUUCAAGUUCCGGUUUCCGGCGGGACUGAAAGAAAGUGUGCACACUGAGUGUGCACUUCCUUUCAGUCCCGCCGGAAACCGGAACCUGAACUUGAAGUUCCUGUACUGCGGAGCGCGCUGUGAAGCCGGCCCACGCUACAAGACAGGUAAGUAAUUAUGGGACAAGGGGAGGGGGGACACUAUGGGACAAGGAGAGGGGGGACUCUAUGGGACAAGGGGAGGGUGGGACACUAUGGGACAAGGGGAGGGUGGGACACUAUGGGACAAGGGGAGGGUGGGACACUAUGGGAGGGAAAGUGCACUAUGGGACAAGGGUGGGGGGACACUAUGAGAUUAGAACACUAUUGUACAAGGGGAGGAGGGGUUAACAAUCACUAUGGGACAGAGGAAAGGGGGGGUUAAAAUAACUAUGGGACAGGGGAGGGGGGUUUAAAGAUAACUAUGGGACAAGGGGGGGGGUUAAAGAUCAUUAUGGGACAGGAGAGGGUGGUAAGGAACAAAAAAUUGCUUUAAAAAAAAUAUUCUGAACAAACUGUCCCAUAGUAAGAAACACCAUGGAACAGUUCAGAAUAUUUUUUUUUUUUUCUGGGUUUCCUCCUCUAAAAACUAGGUGCGUCUUAUGGAGCGAAAAAUACGGUGUAUGAAUCUGAUCUAUUAUUAGUUUAUUCUGUUUAUUAGUGGAUAUUUUUCUAAUAUCCACUAAUAUGCCCUUGAGUUGGAAAGACCUUUUGGUAAUUUUUGGGUUUACUUUUUUGAUCUUUGAUACUAAGUCCGAUAUGCAUUCUGAAAUCUAACUUAACCUGCCUUCUCUGAUUAUUUUUAUUUAUUUUUUCUAUAUUUCCUCCUUACUGUUAGUCCCCAUUUUCCCUUGUCUCUUUAGUACUCCCUAGAUUUAUGUGCAUUAUUAUGUGAACAUCACAUACAUCAUUACAUUAUUUAUUAUGUUUUAACAUGUUGUUAAAAUAUGUGAUGUCUUGUAUGUAAUCACAGGGAGCGCUGGGCUUGAACUGGUCUGGACGCAGCUCUGUCUGCUGCGCCGAAUUUCGUUGCGCGUUAAUUCUGACCAUGUCUUCUGGCGGAAUACCAAUACCGGCGCAUGCGUAACAGGUCUGAUUGUACGCAUGCGCGUUGUUUUUGCCAACACUUGGGACUUCCCACCGCCGAAUCCGAUUGGCGAAACAAAAUAGAAACCCAGCCCACUCAUUACGGGUGGGUUUUUUGGCGCCAACAUUGGUGUAUAAAGGAAAGAGGAUGAAUGGAGGAUGUUUGCUUACUAUUAUGCCCAUGUGUUUCGGGGCUAACUCGCGCUUGCAGGACUUCUCGCAGGCGGCUCCUUUCCUUUCCUCACCUCCAGUUCUGCUACUUUACCAUCUUGUUUAAUGGCUGUCACACUUGCUGCCCUUUUGUGAUUUUGUACCCCAUCUUCUCUAGACUGUUAACUCGUUUGAGCAGGGCCCUCAUCUACCUAUUGUUCCUGUGUCAUUGUCUAAUUUAUUGUAAACCCCCCUCAUAAUAUUGUAAAGCGCUGCGGAUUUAAUUGGCACUAUAUAAAAACCCAGUGGCGUACUAAGGGGAAGGGUGCCAUGAGUGCCAGUGUCAUGGCACUAGGGAGGUGCCAUGAGUGCCAGUGUCAUGAGUCACUCCCCCAUCAAUUCGUAUAAUGUGCGCGGGUGUCGGGGUGGGGGAGUUUAUUAAGGGGGAUUGCAGGGUUUUUUUUAUUAAUGGGGGGUGUGCAGGUUUUUUUUUAUUAAGGGGAGUGUGCAGGAUUUUUUUAUUAAUGGGGUGUGCAGGUUUUUUUUUAAGGGGAUGUGGAUUUAUUUAUUUUUUUUAUUAAAGGAAAACUCCAGUGCCAGGAAAACAAUCCAUUUUCCUGGCACUGCAGGUACCCUCUCCCUCCCACCUCCCAUCCCAGGUAGCUGAAGGGGUGAAAACCCCUUCAGGUCACUUACCUGAGACCCUGCCGAUGUCCCUCUGCGGUGGUUUCGGGUCGGCGUCGCUCCUCCCAGUAAUCACAUCAGCCAGGAGGGGGUUGCUGGAAGAAAGGAUUUCGUGAAGUCUAAGAAAUCAGUACACUGGUGAUAAGACACAUGACAUUAGCAGUAUAAGGUACUGAGACCUGGGUGCUGGGGAGAAUCUGGGUUAGACUCCUAGAAUCGGCAUACUGAGGAGACUCAGGGUAAGAGGAGACUUGGGGGAAGAGACCUGGUUGCUGAGGAUAUUUGUGGUAAGAGACCAGGGUGCGGAGGAGACUCGGGUUCUAAAGAGACUAUGGGUAAGAGACCUGUGUUCUGAGGAGACUUGGGGUAAUAGACGUGGGUGCUGAGGAGACUCUAUGCAAGAGACCUGGGUGCUGAGGAGACUUGGGAUAAUAGACGUGGGUGCUGAGGAGACUCUGUGCAAGAGACCUGGGUGCCGAGGAGACUCUGGGUGCUGAGGAUACUUUUGAUAAGAGACCUGGGUGCUGAGGAGACUCAGGGUAAGGUAUAAGGGUGCUGAGGAGACUCAGGGUAAGGUAUAAGGGUGCUGAGGAGACUCAGGGUAAGGUAUAAGGGUGCUGAGGAGACUUAGGGUAAGGUAAAAGGGUGCUGAGGAGACUCAAAGUAAAAUAGGUGAGUGCUGAGGAGACUCUGGGUAAGAGACAAGGGUGCUGACUCAGGGUAAGAAACCUGGUUUCUGAGGAGACUCUGGGUAAGAGACCUGGUUUCUGAGGAGACUCUGGGUAAGAGACCUGGUUUCUGAGGAGACUCUGGGUAAGAGACCUGGUUUCUGAGGAGACUCUGGGUAAGAGACCUGGUUUCUGAGGAGACUCGGGUGCUAAGGAUGCUGGUGGUAAGAGACCUGGGUGCUGAGGAGACAGGGGGUGAGAGACUGCAGAGGAGAUUUAAAGGUCAGGGAAAUUAUUGCAAUAGACUGGCUGUCUGGGAGUGAGACCAUAGAACUUGAGAGAAAGAUAAAGCAUGGCUUAGACUACAAGUCCUGCUUGUGAGGGUCUUCAAAAUUACUUGAUGUUUUAAAGGGGGCUUUUUUUUAAAGAUGUGUAUAGAUUAUUAGUCUAGAAUAAAACUGAUUAUAUCUGCCAGGUUCGUUUAGUCCCAGCCAGAUAAACUUUCUAAGUAGGUCACGGCUCUUGUUUACAGGGUGUGGUGCAUCUCCUGAUUUUGCAACUUUCCUGUGAAUGUUGGUUUUGCAAACGUUAGUAAAAUUGUACAUUUCCAUCUAUGGUCACAAAACAGGCUCAGAGGGGUCACUCAGUUCACUCAGAAAUCAAUGUUUUUGGGGUUAAAAUUAGAGAAUUAUCCAUACUCUUAGUUAUGAUAGUGAUCUUGACGGUAGUGUUCCUAAAUCUUCUGAAGUUUAACAUGGCUGUCACUGUCCUGGAAUCAGCAUUUAUAUGGUUGCAGCUCUUUUAUGAAAAUGAUAAAGUUUUAAUAAUCUUAAUUUUGUGAUUUUUAGGUUUACUUAUAUUGUGGUCAGUACUGUCCAUCCCUCUUGCAUGGUAAAAUUCAAGUAAAAAUUACUCCUCUCCUUUCCAACAGCAGGACUUCUGACAGUUUGCAGUUCCUUAUCCGUCGAUGUCAGCAAGCUGCUACAACACUCGCAAACUCAUCCAAUCCAAUGCUUCAUGAACUGGAGAGCAAAAUGCCACACUCCCUAAAUCAAAUGCUGCUAUCAGUUUAAUUUGGUUAUGGAGACAAGCGUCUUUAGUGGCUGCCAGGAAGAUAGCCUUUUAAUCAUUUACAAAACGGCAAUGUUUUACAUUAAAGGGUUAAAAACACAGCAUUACUGCAACCAGACCACUUCAUUGAGAUGAAGUGGUCUAGGUGGCUUUAGUGAUCCACUAAAUAAAAUAGGCGCGGAGUAAAUAGGGCUUGGCCUGUAAUGAAUGAAAGAAAAAAAUUCCAUUACCUAUUAAAAACAAUAUAAAAUUAUAAAACAGAAGAGCUAAAUUAUAGUACAGUAAAUGUGUAAAUUCCUUGUAAGUCAUUAAAAAGAAAUCAAAUGAGAGCAAGUGGGGGUAAAUAUGACCCCCACAUUAGUACAAGGGAGGUUUAUUACCAACCCCAGGUCCCCGCUGGGGGUACAUUGUGUAUCCGCACAUAGCCCCCACUAUAAUUACGGGGUGGACAAAGUUCUUUUCAAUUUGGGGUAGUUGAUAUUGAAAUGAAUUUUAUGGUUAGACAAGUUCUGCUCUGCUUCAAUAAAUAGUAAGAAUCUAAAUGAUUUGAAAUGAAGGUUCCUUCUUCUGAUUCCUUUACCACUGCCAAUCACCCUGUUUUCCAGUGCCUACUGAUUAGCAGCUUCCUAUGAUGGGCAUUCAGGGCCACAUUAGCUUUAUGAGAGUUUUAACCUGCAGCAACAGCAGGGUGUUGGUAAAUCUAAGUUUGAUAUGUUACAGAAUAACCAUAACCACAGAAUGCAGCCUUGGCUUCAUCCACAUGGCAGCCCUGCCUGCUUCCAGUAAUGUUCCCACCUCCUGCCUUCUGUCUGACAGUUGGGCAAUUUCACUUGCCUCCAGCAUUGUGGUUUGGUUUCUUGGAAUUUUUAGGAAUUUGUUAUCAAUCAGAUAAGAUGUUACUAGGGCAGGUAUCGACCAUUCCAACACACCCUGUUACACAGCUGCAGGAGCCACGGAUGAUCUCUGUGACCUGAUCAUAUUUCACCAUCUAAUGCUUUGUGAAAAUGUGCUCUCCUGACUUAAAAAUGUAUUAAUCCGGUGUUUGUGUGCAGUGCCUGGUAUUACUGAGCGGCAUACAAUGACUAACACUGAGCUAUCUGUCUCUUACAUACAUCCUUAUUAUGUUUAUUAGACUUCUACAGGAACGUUUUCCAAAAUUCAAACUUGGUUCAAGUUGUCCAACGUUUGUUUAUGCCGUUAGGUUUGCCGAAUUUGAUCUACGGGAAAAUAUUCUGGGAAACAUUCGGACAAACCCAAAAAGAUAUCUGAUAGCUCUGAAUUGUUAUUUUUUUAUCAUUAUGAGAAAGUAAUAUACUGGGUACUGAAGUUUGUUUUCUCCUAUAGUUGCUGUGUGCAGUGAAUUACUUAGAACUGUAUCUGUUAUCAUAUUAGUUUCUGUUGUAGUGGCAAUUGUUUUGUUGUUUGGUGGUUGUUUAGCUAUAUUUUACUGCACUAGAAGCAGUUAAAUGAUAAGUUAAAGCGUAGUGUAAUAUUCCUGUUUUGUUAUAAAAUUACAGAGUUCACUUCUGAACCCCUGGAAAUCAAUUAGCUGAAAGUAGAGCCAUUGAUAUCUCUCAUCUUCCAAAUUGCUCAUUUUAAUGGAGUUAGGAACAACUGCAGGUCAUCCACAGCUGGCCACAGAGAAAGCCUGGCUGAUAAACCCCCAUGACUGAUUGGCAUUCUUGGGUUAUUCAGUUGUUUUGAUUGCUCAUCUCCCAAAAAAAGAAUAGCAUGCUUUGUAUUUUACCAAUUCUGCAGAUAAAUCGGGGUACAUUGAGGUGCAGAGUUUGAUGUCUGGAGCAAGAUCAAAAUUCAAUCCAUUUCUAGUUUGUUAAAUAGUAGUUCCAUUCAACUUUAAAAGAAUUGUAGCGCUACAAAUUCCAAAACUUUUUAUAUUUAGAAUACUAAAUACUAAAAAUACUGUUUUUUUUUUUGUUUUGUUUUUACUUAAAGGGGAAAUGUCAAUUUCCCGGAUUUUGAUAUUAUGUUAACUUAUCCCCAUAUUUAAGAAAUAUGUGUUUGCGAGUUAAGUGCGGGAUAAGUGACAAAGACCUACACCUAUAAGUGAAGCGCUCAAACAGAUAUAAAGCUUACCAAGCGUGACUUGAUUCGAUAGUACAAUAUGAAGUACAUGCCAAAAAAUAAAAAAAACAAAAGAUACAAUAUAGUGCAGAUGGUAUUUUAAAGUUGCAAUUCAAAAAAUAAUAGUAAUGUAACAAACUAUAGACUCACAUUUUAAGGAGCCUGUAUAUAAAAAACUGGCUCCGUAUUUAGGCUUGUGUGCUUAUUUUGUUAGCACCACCCUUCCACUUCGGCUUGGAGUAGUUCUCAUAAAUAAAACAUAAAGGGAGAACAAACCAAUGUGUAGACUGUAGCAAUAAAAGCACGGAUGUAAAAUAGUAAAUGUGGUGCUCACCUGGUCCUGAGCCUGUAAGUCCCGGCUCUAAGGUGUAUAGAUGUGGUGCCAGUUUAAAUAGAGAUGGCACUGCCCAUAUGGAGAUUCCUAGAGGCUCCAGAAAGGACUUGAGCAGGGUAUCUUAAGUGAAAUAACAAAUUUAUUGGUAUAAUUGUAACAGCACCCCCAGGCAUAAAAGGGUUAAACCGCCGUUUAGAAGAUCUUCCCCUUCCAGAGAUACAGGCACAGCUACUGCAGAACACCAAACUCCCUGAAUACAAGGGAAUGCUCCAAACUCCCGAAUUGCAUACAAGGGAAUGCUCCAAACUCCCGAAUUGCAUACAAGGGAAUGCUUCAAACUCCCGAACUGCAUACAAGGGAAUGCUCCAAACUCCCGAACUGCAUACAAGGGAAUGCUUCAAACUCCCGAACUGCAUACAAAGUAGCACUCCAAACUCCCGAACUGGAACCUCACGAAUAGCUGCUAGCAGAGGAACAGGAAAAGUACCCAAACGUCUCUAACAGCAUACAGUAAAUCCCCCCAAAGAUGACACAGAGCUCCGUGUUGAGGGUCAAGCAGUGGUCUGGUUUAAUGUGGGCUACCUGCCCGGUAUUAAUGCAGGUCUUCCACCUGGUGGACACUCCCCUAGGGGACCAGAUGGAAGACUGGGAAACAAAUGGUAAAAUGACCAAUCAUGGGCAUACAGGGUUAAAACACUCCCACAGUACAUUACAAUCCCUUCGCUCUAUCCUGGAGAUAAUUGGGAAGUAAUCCUAUUAUCUCCAAGGACAGAGGCAAAACUCCAUUAACCACAUGGUUACAAUAAAAUACAUAAUGUUACAUUUGUCACAUAAAAUAUAUACAUGUAACCCAUCCCCAGAUAGCUGGGAUCUGAGCACACAAAAGUACCGAAUAGCGCUCAGAUCCUAUGCACACAGUCCAAUCGCCGUGGAGUUAAAGUGUUCACAAAGCCUGUUCUCCAUACGAAUAGACUCCACGGGAUGGCUAUCUUGGGUAAUACUGUUCAUAUGGUUUAAACUACUGAAUGAACAGGCAUCCGGUUAAAUGACCGAAUGCAGAAGCAAGGAGGCUGACGGCUCAGCGGUGUUCGUGCAAAUAAGUAUCCGUUUCCAGUUCCAUAGUUUGGGCGCUGAACACCGCUGGCCGCUCGGAACUUUAAAAUGGCCGCCGCCACGAACAAAGGCCACCCAGCAUUUGUCAAUUAAGCUGCGGUUAACCGGAGCUUCUGGGAGGUAAAUUGCCGACACACUCCCAAUACAGGUGGUCCAGUCAAUCGGUUGUUUGUUCGGUAGAUUGAAUCUACCAAACACCGGGCAGAAAGGCACGAACAAGCCUUUUCUGCAGGGGAAAAGAAGGCUUUCUAACAUGGGGCCAUAGUCCAGAGGCAACAGGCGGGCAACCAGGCUUCUCCAAUGCAAUGUGGCGAGAUUGGUCUCGUCACAGUAUAUAAUAACAAUAAAAAAUAAAUGGUAAAAAAGUCCUUAAUAAAAGUCCUUUAAAAUGGCCAAUACACGUUUCGCUCUCAAUAAAGCUUCCUCAGUCAGCUGUAAUGAUGGUCCUCUGAAUCUUCCAUUAUAAAUGUCCUUUAGUCCUUCCCCUUUAAUGAUAUUAAUACAGUUUAUCCAAUCACAGUGGUGUGUAUAUAUUUCUUAUGUGAGAUAAUUUGUGUGUAUACUUUUAAUUGGCCGAAUUUUCGGCGCCUUUAUUUACUAGCAUUUUCAUUGGUGGACAAUGGUGGUUGGCGGAAGUAGUGGGAGCUCGCCGAGGUGGUUGGCAGAAGUGACGUCACGGACCACCGUGAACGUCAUCUAGCCGCCACCUCGAAGAGACUCCCAGAUUCUCCGACCAUGCUACCCGCCUCUCAUGCGGCCGGGCCGGAGGGAGGGGACUCUAGUGUAUGGAAGGAGAUUCAUCCCUAAGAGGAUGAUGUGUAAGCACAUCGGCUCGUCCCGCCCUUCGGGCAUGCCGAUGUACUCGCGGACUCCUCCCCUCUCCAACACAGCACGGCUAUGACAGGGAUUGUGUACAUAGAUGAAUAGUAGGCAGAGGAAAAAGAAGAAGAAAAUAAUGUAAAAAAGGAGAGAAAAGAAGGGAUAUAGAAUAAUUAUAACUGGUACUUAUAUUUACAUAUAUACAAAAGUAUCAUGUGAUAUCCUUGGUGUAUAUCUAUACCAAGUGACUUAUUGUACAUAAAGUGCAUAAAGUAUAGUGUGUAUUUAGAGAAAUAAAAUCAUAUUAAGUGUUAAAUUUAGAUUGGUAUGUGCAAAGUUUGAUAUCCUUAUGGAUAUAUUUUAAUGUAUCCAAUAGGAUAUUGAGUGCAUGUUAAUUAAAUAUUGACAGAGUAGUAUUCUCAAUAAAUUGUUAAACCACAAAUUGAAAUUUAAUACACAUGAGGAUAGGGAUUGGACCAAUAUGUUCAAGAAUAACGUAUGCGAAAUAUAUUUAUUUGAAAUAUGUUUAUUUAAAAAGGAAUAUGAAAAAAAUCCGGAUUAGAGUAACUGGUGGAAUAUAUAUUCAAAUAAAAUGACAGAGUUCGAAGUCUAUAUUCAAACCACGAGGUUUUAAAGUCCCGAGGUUGAAUAUCCACCUCAUCUCGCUCUGUCCCAAAAGUUUAUUAAGGUCCCCUUCUCGCCAAUUUCCCUUAACCUUAUAUAUGCCCAUGAACUUCAACUCUCUUGGCUCACCAUUGUGUGCAAGUGCAACGUGGUGUAAUAGACUAUGUCCUUCAAAUUUUUUCCUAAUGUUUCUAACAUGUUCUUCAAUCCUUAUGUGCAAAUUACGUUUAGUGCGUCCCACAUAUUUUAAGCCACAGGGGCAUUCCAAUAAGUAUACUACAUUACUCGAGUGGCAAGUUAUGAGUUCUUUAAUGGGGAAUUCUUCAUUAUUACUAAAAUUCCUUUUAAUGUAUCUCUUUUUAUUGUUUGUAUUCCUGCACGCUAAGCAUGUGCCACAUCCAUAAAAACCUUUCCUUUGUCUAGGAAAAUAGUGACCCUUGUUUUCUUAAUAUGAUUUUUUACCAGUAAUCUAUUUAGAUUGGCAGCCCCUCUAAACACUAUUUUACGUUUUUCUGGUAGAAUUUGGGACAGAGUAUGAUCUUGUAGUAGAAUGGGCCAGUGUUUAUUUAGAAUUUUUCUUAACGCACUGUUAUUGUGGCUAUACUUACAUAUAAUAGGUAGGUUAACUUCACCUUCAUUUUUUGUUUUAUUUUUUUCUUGUAAUAAAGUAUUUUGUUGAAUUUUUGAGACUUGUGCGUAAGUGUCUUUUAAUGUUUCCUUUUUGUAGCCCUUAUCUAAUAGGUCGGAGAUUAAUUUAUCCGCUUGUUCCUUAAAAGUGUCCUCGUCCGUGCAAUUUGUCUUAAUUCGUAUAAGUUGUGUCUUGGGUACACUGUUUAACCAUGGGGAAAAAUGACAACUAGAAGUAUGGAUAAAACUAUUGACAUCCACAUCUUUAAAAUUAGUUUUAGUUUUCACCCUUUCAUCAUCUAUAAAAAUAUCAAGAUCUUAAAAUGUGACUGUGUGUUUACUAAAAUGGGUAGUUAAGAUAAUGCCCCAUUCAUUGUUGUAAAGCUGGUUUAAAAAAGUGUGUAAUGUGUUCUCUGUACCUUUCCAAAAAAAAAAAAAAAAUUGGUCCCUUAUCUGAAAGCAAGCGUUAAUGGAGAGUGAAAUGUCUAGGAAUAUGCCGGCAUUUCUUCUACCUAGGGCUGUUCUGAGCCAACAGUUUAUAUGAUUAUUGUGAUCUUGCUUCUUGUAGCUGUGAAUUUCUGUGAAGUUAUGUAGGUUCGUUCUAUGGUGGUUGUACUAGAACAGGGAUAGGCAAUCUUUGGCACUCCAGAUGUUGUGGACUACAACUCCCUUGAUGCUUUGCCAGCAUUAUGGCUGUAAGAGCAUUAUGGGAGAUGUAGUCCAAAACAUCUGGAGGGCUGAAGGUUGCCUGUCCCUGUACUAGACUAUGGGACAUUGCACCAGAAUGUUGUGUCCUGCAGGAACAAUAACCACAUCAUGUCUCCAUACCUCUGUGGAAAGGAUCCUCGGAUCUCAUGUUUUGCCUUCCGUCACUAAUUCACUUUUCAUGAUCUUGCACAAACAUAUGCCAAGCUGAGUUAUCGUGACCGUGAAGUGAACCAUGGUACAGGCUCCUGGAGAAUUCACUCAUCUUGAACUCGUAGACUCCGCAAUGAACUGAGCAGCUAGGAAGGUGUAGCCAGGAGUGAGAUGAUAAAUAUCGAUGUCAUCAACUCAACAGUGAACUCUAGAAAACUUGGAGUUUGGUGAACAGAUUUCUGUCCGUGUAGGCACCCUCAUUUUCACACUCUGAGCUCUGUAUCAGGACUAUAUUUCCUCUGGUGCACUUCAUACUGUAGUCUCCAAAACUAUAGCAUUUACAUAUACAGUAUUAACUAUAGCUGUAUUCCUGACACUAGUUCCUCUCCCCCCCCACACGGGUAAAUAAAUAGUUAAAAAGUGGGUGCUAAUGCGCAUGCACAGCAAAUGCAGCAGACAAAUUAGACCUCCCCAGAUGAAAGCAUUGAAUCAAUGUUUUCCUAUGGGGAAAAUCUGAUGCUGGAUGUCAGCACUAAGUCCGAAAGGGUGACUGCACCCAGACCUCUUCAAUGAGCUGAAGUGGUCUAUGUGUCUACAGUGUCCCUUUAAAGAAUGUUGCUGUUUUUUUCGUCGAGCAGCUUAUUGUACAGAUAAAAAACUGGGCUAAAAUACAAACAAUUCCGUUUUUUUUCAUGGCCUGGUAAAUUAAUUGUGAAACAAUAUUACUUGUUACCUGUGUAUAAACCAAGGAGAAAAUAUAAUAUUUUCCUUAGAAUUGUAUUCCAAUCCAUGGGCAGACUGCCAGCUUUAUAUCAGAAGGUUUAUUACCAACUAGUAUGCCACAAAGUCUAUGCAUUUGAAGUUAAUGCACACUAGAAUGUCUUGUCCAAAGUACAUUGAAGAGGCUCACACAGAAAACACCUAGUGAGAUCACAGAGAGGACUGUGUUUCAAAAGUCUGCCUAAUCUACUGGCUAUGCUUUACACAGGCAAAAUCCUAAAUCAUAUGGUGACAAGAACUAAUGGUCAGUCCUAAAUCCCAGCAGUCAUCCUCGCCAGCCCACCCUUUCAAUUCAGAGGUGAAUGGCCAGGUCCCCAGCAUCAGUCCGUGAUUACCUCUUUCUGAUACUAUGAGAUUGGUAUUUUAUAUUUUUCUGCUAAAUGUAAACACACACCCAGCACAGCUUGGGACGUUUGAUGAGAAAGAAAGGCUUUAUCGAGUGCGUGACAAUGUGAGUCAUGUAACCCCCCCAUUCACAAAUAAAGCCUUCCUUUGUGGACAGGCCAUAGAUGUGAUGAGAAAGUAUCUGUGCUGUAAGUCUGCAGCCACUGUAAAUAAUCACCAUCUCAUUCACUGCUUUCCACUAAAUCACAGGGGGGAUUCCUGCUUAGACACAGGUGACUCAGUGAGGGAUAGCUUUAAAUAAUAGCACACUAGGAACACUGUACAUCUACUAGACUGAGCGCAUUCGGUGCCAUUUCUCACACCUCUGUCUCUCGAAGAGUUAAAAAAUAUCUGCUACGUGGACUGUGUGUUCGUUUUAUUUGUUCUAAGAGUACAGUGGGUGAUUAAAAAACAUGUAAACCAAAUAAUCACCUUUUCAACCCAAAUAUUUAAGGUUUUUGUUUUUGGUUAGUGUUUCUUUUUUUUUUUUUUUUAUAAUUUUUUUGUGGUUUAACAGUUCUGGCUUCAGGGGCUGUAAACACAUACCUCUAGUAAUGACGAAUCACACUUGUUUUUUCGUGGAUCAGCAAAAACUAAGAUUGCGGUUCAAACCCAUAUUAUCAAAUUCCAAUGUUUAAUAAUGCAAUCGCUUUGGAUUGAGCAAUCCGUACAAAAGAGCUUUUGUCUGCCAGGCGCUUCUCACCAGCAAGGAAUUGAACGAUGCAGAUGGCAGUAGACAGAUGAAGUGUUUUUGCGGUGUGUAAUUAGAAAUACAACUUCAGAUUGCACUAAAUCUUAUGUUCAAACCAUUCACCGCAGGAGCUGAGAGCAUUGUCCUCUGGAAAUAUUCCUAGACAGGUGUUCCAAAGCCGGAAAGACAUGCUAGCUCCUCCUGAUGUAUUAUAAAUGACCUGCCACCUAAAAAAAAAAAAGUACUUUAACCCAUUCACUGCCAAGCUCAAGCAUUUAUUUAUUAUAUAUUUAUUUCAGGCAGGUUUUGAUAUAUUACCAUUGAAGGUGAAUGUUUUUUUAACAAAUGUAUAUAUGUGACAAAUUAGAUAUAUAAAAAUGGCUAAACAUGGCAGUGGAUGUUUGUAAGGGAACUGAUAAAAUUUCUGGAAAUACUGCUCCCUGAAAAUGUAACCAGAACAUGGAAAUAACCAUGGCUAUUCACUAAAAGGACAAUUCAAUGUUAAUUUUAAGCAGCUCUGUCACCCUAAACAUACCUUUCUUCAAUCUCUUUCUCUUCUCCUCCUCCCUCUCAAUCUGUUAUUCCUUUCUCCUAUUUUUGAUCCUUUUCUCCUAAAAUACAUAAGCCUUAUGUAUUUUUCCUCCGUUUGAUAAAACUUGACAAAGGCGGUGCUAACUUUGGCAACAGAAUAAGUUUUUUGUUUUAUUCAUUGUGAGAUAAUAUCCUUCGGAAGCUCCAGGGGAUCCUACAUAGACAUUAUUGCUGUACUCUAGUGCAUGCGCAAAAGUGCCCCAUUGACAUGGGCUCCUGGCAGAUGAAGUGCCAGGAGCUGAAAAAAGAAAAUGGCAGCACCCACGGGACAGCAUCAGGUAAAUAUAUCUACCCUCCGCUACACCCUCCCCCCCCCUUCCAGGCCAUUGCAAACCAGGCAGCGAUGUCACCAUCAUUACAAACAUCCGUUAUGUGCUGGGCAUGGCAGGCUGGUAUUGUAGCCACUGUAUUGUAAUUGGUGUGAGUUCUAAAAAACCUCUGGUUUAGCAACAUCUGUGACGAGUGCCUGGGCUGCAGGCUCCCUAGGGACCAAUGAAAAUUUUAAAUCAUUCAAAGAUGGACUGAUUCCUUAACAGUGGGUUGGCACCCUUACCACCAGCAUGGUGCUCAGCGUGCCUCUUUAAUGUGUCUAUUUUAUCAUGUCUCUUGUUUUCCUAGGUUUUAUUUCUGACUGUGCUCUUGUUUUGUGUUGGUAUAAAGAUGACUUGAUGGAGCAUUGUACUUAGAGCAAAAAGAGGUGCCUGGGAACGGCAGCGGCAUAGCUGGGUAUCUCUCCAUUUAUAGACACAUUUGGUGCAAGUGUUAUUUUAUCUUCUUUGGUUUAUUUGUUAGUAAAACUGUUUGAGUGCUGUGUGUUUGUUUUUUGUAUUCUAUUGUUUUUCUUUUGGCCUAUUUAAUUAGAUAAGAACUUCAAUUAAGUAUAAAAUCAAUAUAUAUAUUUUUAAAACAAAUUUAGGACUCUUCCCCUUAAUUCUUAUUAAAGCAAGGGACUAUUUAGGGACAGGUUAAGGUACGCCGAUGCAAACCCCGAUAAACAAUAGAAACGAGCAACCUUUCAGUAAAAACCACAAAAAAAUCUCAGGUCUUCCCCGGCAACAUUAGGCCUGUUGGCAAGUAUUGUUUCUGAUUAUUCAGUACAGUACCUUCGAUGGACAGCAGUAAACCUUGUGUCAGACUUGCUCUAGAACAGCUUUUUUUUGGGGUGGGGGAGGGCAAUAUGGGGGCAUGGCAAAAUCCAUUCAUCUGACUCUUUGCAAAAAAAAGUAGGAUCUUUUGUUUUUACUAUUUGUUCUUUAGUUUGCAUUUUUAUAUUUUGAGUGUCAAUGUGGUUAGCCCGCAGGAAACCAAACCCUCUCAGAUUUUUUUCAUGCUUGCUAAUAAAUGCAGAAUAAGAUUAAAUCAAUUUAGUGGUAUUUGGAAUUCAGUGUGUCAUGUCCCCCUACCUUCAGAUUCUUUCCUGUGCUCACUUGGAAUCAAAACUCAGCUCUCCCAUGCUGUGUUACAAAGUUACAGGACCUCAGAGUCCUAGUGGGAGAAUGCACAGGGAUCUGUCAGGAAUGGGUCAAAGGAAAUUGGUCCAACAAAAGAAAAUGAGCUUAGUGAGGAAGUAGCCACCUGAUUCCAGACGUGCAGGGCGGCCUCCAGACUGUCCCAGGGAAAGUCGGUCUCCAAGGACCACACAGAAAUAAUUAGUCUCAUCCUAACCUAGGACAUCACUUUUACUGCUGUAGAUCCUCCCGCAGCAGGCCAAACUCUUGGAUUUCUGAACUUCCCUCUAAAAGCCAAUUAAAUAACAUGAACAGGCUUCCCGGGCAUACACCAGGCUUAUUUAUGGCGUGGCAAGGGCAUUAACUGUAUCGGUACAUACUACAAACAACCCUUUUUAAAAUUCUUUAUUUAUUCAAAGAGGCAGCAAAGAACAUGAGUAGCAUAUUCAACUUGGACUUUUGUGUCCCUUUAUUUUACAGAAUUAAUAGAUUACAAAAUAAUUAAUAUUUCCAGCUUCCAACUACAUAACAGUAAACAUUGUAGUUGUCUUAGGCUGACUUGGAAUCUACCCCUCACCUCAGACCAGGUAACUCUCCCACCCCUCACCUCAGACUGGGUAUUCCCCCCACCCCUCAGCUCUGACCAGGUAACUCUCCCACCCCUCACCUCAGACUGGGUAUUCCCCCCACCCCUCAGCUCAGACCAGGUAACUCUCCCACGCCUCACUUCAGACCAGGUAACUCUCCCACCCCUCACCUCAGACUGGGUAUUCUCCCCCACCCCUCACCUCAGACCGUGUAAUCCUCCCACCCCUUACCUUAGACUUGGUAAUCCUCCGAGGGCGACUUCAUCUUCUGAUAUUUAUUCACAGAAUUGUGGACAAUAGCUUAAGCUUAUCCAUCACAUACUUAAUCCUUUUGAAUGCAAACAGUAAAUAAAUUCUGGCACAAAACAUUUUGGAGGCGCACAUCUGAAUGUGAGAGUAUCCAGUUUCGUUGUUUGAUAAAUCUCCACCAUUGUGAUAUGUUUAAAGUGUUCUAUCCUAAAAAGUGGUGCAAAAACGGAAUAGGUCUGCUGGUCCCCCUGGUGAUUGCUCCACUUCUUGUAUUUUAGGCCAUAUUUUUGAAGCUAGCACUUUAAUGGCUGUUGUUGCAUCAGAGAACUAAUAAUUAUGUGGAGUGCUCAGUUUAGUCUGAUCUGUCUGCUCUGUAUUUCUAUAUACUGCAUUCUCAAAAUGUACGACUGACAUCCGUUAUCGUAUGGUAAGAUCUAAGCUUUAUUUCCAGUUUGGAGGAUGGGUUUUCGAUAUGUAAAUCCAAUGAGAGAUUAGGAUCCAACCUUAUAGUGGUAUAUAUGGAACUGAACUAAGAAUAUAUAGGUAAAGGUAAUAGAUACUCCCUUAUUUGCUAUCCGUAUGUGGGAAUGCCAUAUUAAAUUAUACGAAAUUAGGGAGCUAUCUAUGAAACACACAUUUUCAUGCAAACAUACAAUCACGGACAUACACGCAUCAGACCGACACACACAAUCACAGGCAUACACACACACACAUCCACAGACAUGCGUACACUUAUAACCAUAGACAAGAGCACACACUGACAUUGGCACAUAAUCACAGACACAUACACAGUCACACACAUAAUCACAGACCUACGCACAUAGUCAUAGACACACAAUCAUAGACACAUUCAUACACACAGACACAUCUUUAUUAUUUAUUUUAAGAUCUGCCCAGCCUCACCACCUUUCUCUGCAGUGCUGGAGUGGAUCCUGUUGGCCAGUGGUUGCUACUGUGCUCUCCCUUCACAGGUCACAUGUGCGCCCUCUAGUGUUGCUGAUGCUGGGAUGACUUCAUACCCGAGUUAACAGCACAUUGCAGGGUGCAUUAGGGAGCUGUGCAGGGAGAGCAUAGUAUGUACAGAGCUCCCUUGCCGCCUGCACUCCACCUCCAAACACCAGUAUAUUUUGGAAAAGUAGGCACAUGCUGUGUGGGAAGGCAAGUGCCUACCCUGCUGCCAAGUACAGUUAGUAGCCUAUAGUGCCCCCUCCCAGCACUGGUGCUAUAGGCGGAGGGCACGCAAGGGUGCAGUAAAUAAUCUAGGGGCAAUUCCUUAGCUAUAACAGCAGCAAUUCAUUAGCCACAGCAGCAGAGAGUAGCUGGGGCUGCUGGCAUCCAUGGACCCUCAUUCAGUGUUAAACUAUUCAAGAACCAUGAAACGGUGUCAGGGGUCUUCAGGCACCAUAAACACUCCUAUGAGAUAAAGGGGUUAUGUAGCCUAAACUGUGCCAUUUAUAAAUAAUAUUGUGACCUCUACAAUGUCCAAUUCUUGGUCAGCUUUUGUGAGAAAUUGUGGCAAAUGGGUUAGCACUAAAUUCUAUUACUUUACACUAUCCUUUAUUGCCCAGAUCCUGAUAUUAAACUAAAUCUCUGAUUAGAAUUUUACAUUUAAAUUAAAAGAAAUCUACAACUCCCUUAUAGUGCUAUAUGUUUGUAUGUGUGUUUAAUGAGCGCUUGUUGCUCGGUAUCAGAUGAGGUGAUACAGGGCUAGCGGUUUAACUGCUGGUUAAUAUGCGAUGCCCAGGAUAAACCAGAUCAAAUGGAAAACGCUGAAUAUUACACGCACAUAACAGCAAAUCAGUUUAUUUAAAUAACGUACUAUGCUGUAAAUGUGUGAUUCUAACCCUUCUCUUUCUGUCUUUGAAAUGAUGUCCAUGGCGUUAGGGUGACGGCCAAUUCUUGGGUUAUAUCAUUACUUCAGUGACUCAUACAUGAUAAAAUCACUUUCUAUAGACUUUUCAUAAUUUUCUCUGCCCUGAGCAAUGCAGCGUGGUUACUGUAAAUAACGGAUUUGGGGCAGUUCUCUUCCCCCAGCGAGGACACCUAUUUUGGUUGUUACCCAGGAUUUCAUAACCAUAACCACUGCUGUAAACAGUUCAUACAGGUUUAAAUUACACUAUUGGCUGACUGAGCAUCAUGUGAAUUGGAGUUCAGACAUAUCUAAAAGUCCACACUUACCAGCAUUGCCAAUGCCAUAACUCCUAACAUUUUAAAUGAACACAGGGGGACACAUUCAUUUUAGAGAUGUGCGUGGGGGUGUUUACAUGGACAGGGCUGUUCAAAAUGUGAGUGGGGGUGUGGUCAGGGGGAGCUGUUCUGAGUGCGAGUGGGGUAUGGCCAGGGGCGGGGCUGUUCUGAGUGUGAGUGGGUGUGUGGCCAGGGUCAGUGCUGUUCUGAGUGCGAGUGGGGUAUGGCCAGGGGUGGGGCUGUUGUGAGUGGGUGUGUGGCCAGGGUCAGGGCUGUUCUGAGUGCGAGUGGGGUAGGCCAGGGGCGGGGCUGUUGUGAGUGUGUGGCCAGGGUCAGGGCUGUUCUGAGUGUGAGUGGGUGUGUGGCCAGGGUCAGGGCUGUUCUGAGUGUGAGUGGGUGUGUGGCCAGGGUCAGGGCUGUUCUGAGUGUGAGUGGGGUAUGGCCAGGGGCUGGGCUGUUCUGAGUGUGAGUGGGGGUGGGGCCAAAGGUAGGGCUGUUCUGAGAAAUUUUAUGUGACUUAUUAAUAACAACUUAUACAACUAAAAUAUAAUUUAUAACAAGAACAAUGUAUCUUAUUUACACAGACUGAUUUCUAAACACAUUUAUAGUAGUUUAGACACAUUACUGAGUACUAUUGCUGCUGAACUCUCAGGCACACCAACAAUGUGAAGCUCAUAGAAAAGAGGGAUACUAGGAUAGAAAAGAGGGACAGAUAGAUUAGGGCCCGAAAUAGGGACUGUUCCUCCUAAAUAGGGACACUUGGAAGGUAAGCAUUGUGUUCCAGUCGAAUAGUCAAAGUUGAACUGUUUGUGUCUGUAGAACCCAUUGGACAUUACUUUCUUAGUAAAUCAUGUAGAAAGCGUCCCAUUCUUGUUCUGGUAACAGUAUGGUUAACACUCCUCUUUUAUCUGCCAAUAUAGCUGUCUUUGUGUUGUUGGAGGCUUGGUAGCCAGCGGUACUCACUCCAGGGAUGAGUAAUCUCAGGAGUGUGUGGGAAUGGGGUGCCUGUGCGGUUUUCUCACAUUCCUGAUGGAUGCUGUGUGAGACAGGCUCUCACCUCUGGAUUCUGCAGCUGUCCUGCACUGGGAGGAAAUUAGAUUACUUGUAGCCACAAUCCUGUACACGUCGGCAGUUUAGAGACCUUAAUUCAGUUCACUUUACUGAAUAAAAAAACGUGUUUAUGUUGGAGAAGUACAUUGUAAAUUUUCAUAUACAGAUAAAUAUGUGUAUAUUAAACUGCCACCAGACUGUGUGUGUAUAUAUAUAUUAUAUUUUUUAAAUAUGCCGUCUGUAUUGCUAUGGGGAGAGACAUGCUUAUGUGCUUAUCUCAGUAAGUGUUUUUCCAUGAAAUGACUGCUUUUUAGAAUUCCAGUGCCCAUCCCUGUAACUCACUCUAAAUGCAUUCAGCGUGGUUUAUUUCCAUUGGGAACUGUCCCUUGCAUUCACCGUUGAUGACCUGCUCUGUUUUCUUUUAAAUGUAUAUUAAAGAUUUAGCAAAUUACAUCAUAAUCCAGUUCAGACAAGGCAAAGCCAGGGCACACAGUGCAAAUGAAGAGAAGUAUAAACAUCAAUUCAUCCCUCUUAUCCUCAUAAUAAUUUCACUAUUAUUACCAGGGGCGUUGCUAGGGGGAUUAAAUACUCUGUGCUUCAGCCUAAAAACCUACCUGUUACCUUAGUCUCACCCAAUCUCCACCCAAUGCCCCCCUUCUAGAUCUGAUAUAAACAAAGUAUCUAUAUUUAAUGGUAAAGUAAAGGGCACACAAUGAAGCACAUGCUCUUACAGGCUCACACAGUUACACACACACACACACACACACACAAGAUGUUACAAAUACAAACACGCACAUUGUUAUAUAUACAAAAUAUCUCUUCUCCUCGGAUCUCUCCCCUGCCGUCCUUCAACCUGUCACUGCUUGCCUUUCUCUGACUGGAUGUCGUCCCGCUUUCUGAAACUCAGGCUCUCAGGUAUCCACAUAAGUCCAUCCUUGCAAACGCGCUGUCUUGGCAUCAUACUUAAUUCUGGCCUCACAUCCAGAAUGUUGCCAAAUCCUGUAGAUGCCAUCUUAAAAACAUAGCCCCUUCUUACACAAGAUGCUACCAAGGACCUAGUAAUUUCCCGCAUGGAUUAUUGAAACCCUCUCCUAACUGGUCUUCCCAAAACCCAUAUUUCCUCGCUACAGUCUGUAAUGAAAUGCUGCCGCCAGACUGAUUUUCCUCUCUAGUCGGUCCUCUCACACCUCACCCCUCUGUCAGUCCUUACAGAGUCCUUCUUGUAUCCUAUAGGAGUCAAUUCAAAGUGCUAACACAUACCUAUAAAGCACUGAACAAACCUAGCUCCUCUUAUAUCUCUUCACAGAUCCAAAGGUAUGCCUCUUCUCCUGUCUGUUGCUCGCACCCAUACGGCCAACUCGCGCUUGCAGGACUUCUCUCGGGCUGCCCCCUUCCUAUGGAAUAGCCUGUCUACCACCAUCAGACUCUACCCUAGUCUUCAAUCAUUUAAGAAGUGCCUUAAAACCCAUCUCUUUAGGAAAGCUUAUGGCCUCCCAGACUAACCUCUAACUCACAUACCUGUCUCUUGCUCUCUCCCAUAAGGCAGCACUCUACUCUCUCCUCCAGCUCUGCUUCACUCCCACCUUAUUUGAUUGCUAUUUCAUGUCCUAAUGUGUUUUAUACCCCACCUCCUAUAGAUUGUAAGCUUGUUUGAGCAGGGUCCUCUUGAACUUACCAUUCCUGUAAGUUUUCUUGCAACUGUCCUAUUUAUAGUUAAAUCCCCCCUCUCAUAAUAUAGUAAAGCGCUACGGAAUGUGUUGGCUGCUAGUUACAUAGCUGAAAAGAGACUUGCGUCCAUCAAGUUAAGUCUUCCUCACAUGUUUUGCUGUUGAUCCAAAAGAAGGCAAAAAACCCAGUCUGAAGCGGUUCCAAUUUUGCAACCAACUAGGGAAAAUUCCUUCUUGACCCCAAAAUGGCAGUCAGAUAUCUCCUUGGAUCAAGCAGCUACUACCCCACUAAUUAGAAAUGAUAUCUCUGUGUGUUAUGUUUUUGCAAUUAUUUAUCCUCAUCCAAUUGCUGUUUAAACAUCUGUAUGGAUUCUGAUAAAACCACCUCUUCAGGCAGAAAAUUCCACAUCCUUAUUGUACUGUAAAAAAAAAAACCUUCCCUUUGCUUCAGAGUAAAUCUCCUUUCUUCCAGCCUAAAUGUGUGACCUUGUGUCCUAUGUAUAACCCUGUUUAUAAAUAGAUUUCCAGAUAAUGGUUUGUACUGGCCCGAAUAUAUUUGUAUAAUGUUAUCAUAUCUCGUCUGAGGCGUCGUUUUUUCUAAACUAAAGAGAUUCACAUUUUUUAACCUUUCUUCAUAACUAAAAUGCUCCAUUCCUUUUUUAUCAAUUUUGUAGCUCGUCUCUACACUUUUUCUAGUGCCAUAAUAUUCUAAGUAGCGAGGUGGGGCCUCCAUGGAUCGGAUUUGUUAUUCCAGCACAUCCCACAGUUCCUCAAUCGGACUGAGAUCUCUGGAGUUUUUCAGACCAAUGCAGCAUCUUGAACUCUUUGUCAUAGUCCUUCUCUUUGUGACCUACAACAAUGCUUUAAUGGCAUGGCUCUCCUGAGUUCUGGCUGUUUAGUCUGCUCCUUUCUGCCCUCCCACCUCCCCAUUCAUUUUGCCAUUUAUUGCUGUGAGCCCUGAGUCCCCUGCUCUGGCCAGGCACAGAACAGGAAAGUAAAUUUAGACCAGGGCAUUUCAGGUCCUCUGACUAAUGCCCCUGAUGCAAAGAACAGCACUUAUAACAAUGACUGACAGGGAGCUAAGAUGGGGGCCCCCAGUUGCAGGAUAAAGAGGUGUGGAUUUCUACAUUCAAUUUUAUCUUUCGCAUCUUAUAAAUCCAUAUUUUAAUUAUAGGAUAAGUAAAUAUAAUGUUUAAAAUCCUGGGAAGUGGUUGGGCAGGUUUACGGGAGAGGUAGAGAGAAUCUUCAAAGAGGAGUGAUGUAUAGGAUUAUUUAGAUCCAAGGAGGACAAGUCCUCUAAGAAUAAAGACAGAACUGGGGACACACCCAGAAGAUGAAUUUCUCAGCAGUGGUGCUUAGAGACCAAAAUUUAUACAAAAUACAGAUUAAAGAACAUCACACACACUAAAAUGUUUUAAAAUGUUACAAGGUUACUUAAAAUCACCUAUCUCCGCAAAUAUAUGUGGCCAUAUAAUGCUAAGCCCACACUUAACCACAAUACCCCAAUAUCGGUGGGUCCUACAAUAAUUUCAACGUGGAAGAUAAACUAAAUAGUACUAGUGCUAAAUAAACUGAAGUGUAUUUUAAUAACCUGCUGUAAAAGCAUUGUGAAUAUAUAUAUAUAUAUAUAAUGCAAAAUUUUUGUGAUAAACAGUUCAAAACAAUUGGCAGACAGAGAGAACUGCACAAAGAUAGUAUAUUGUUCAGAGGGCAAACAUGGACAAAAUGUUAACGAUCUUUGGAACUAGUUUAAUUCAGGGUGGAUCAGAGGCAAAUCCUGACACACGGGAUGAGGUUACAUUUAAUUGGGAUCAGUGGCAUUUCUAAAUACAAAUCAAUCUGUGGAUGUUGAUAACAACAUUUUAAUACUGACUUGGAGUGUCUCACUUUGAAAACACACAAACCAGUCAGGAAGUGGAGGUCAGUUGGUAAAAAUAUGGUCUGGGAUGGAUCCCAAAUCAUUUUAAAUAUACUUUCAACACAACAGACUAGAGGUAGCCGUUUUUAUGCUGUGUUAAUUGCAUUGGAACUUUAAUAAAAUUGCAACACUGUCUUUAUGAGCAUUUCAUAAAAUAAUGUAUUUAUGAAAUAUUUUAAGGGUAUGACAGAGCCGUUUUAAGGUGACAGGUCUACUUUGAAUACACAGUCGGCAGUAAGUGGGAUGGUACCGCUAUAACCAGCCAGAUUAAACUGUGACUCUUGGCAAUGGUGCCCUUUAUUACUAGAUACGUGUACAUUCCCCACUGGCACUCACCUGGUUAAUUCAUCUUCCACAAGAAAAUAAUUGGAUCAAAUGGCAACUGUGUGUUUCCGCUUCCUGGGUGUAAGCAUUCAAAUGCCUGCCGGGUGUAUCUGUCGUUGCAAAACAGCUUCUUGCCCUCCUUCACCAUUGUGCAUGGAUGACUAAGGACUGAGACAGUAACCACAGGCCGUGUGCAUGUGCCAGGGAAUCUGAUCAUCAUUCCACAUUCCAACAUGUGAUUUUAUUUCUGUAUCUUGAUGCAGCUGUGAGACACAGUUGCCAACUCCAGCUGCUUUUGAUAUAAAAAUAACUUUAUUACUUUUAAUGGCCAAUAUUUGUUAAUCAGGGUUAGAAGAUACAAUACAUAGUCUAUUCAAUAAAUUGGCUACUACUAUAGCUACUUAGAAGUGCCUAAAAAAGCAAGUAAGGUGACCGCUCAUUGAGCUUAGUAAUGACAGCAGUAUGCUGCUGUGGCUGUUAGUAAACUUAGGGCUUGUUUCCAAUUAUUUUGAUAACGAUUUCCGACAAGUUAUCAGCUAAAGCAGCUGUCUCUAAUACUGGCUGCAGGGCCGCCACCAGAAAUUUUGGGGCCCCUGACACAGCACAAGGUCUGGACCCCCCCUGACCCUCCUCCUGCCCGGCCCGCCCAUGAGUCCGCCCACAGGACUCCUAACUAGUCCGCUGCAAAUGAUGCAGGACUGAAUGUGGUGUCUAUAGUGGAAGUGAAUUAGAAUGUGUGUAAUGGAUGUAGUGUUUGUGUGUAUUAGAUACUGUUUGUGCAGUGAAUGCAGAGUGUGUGUUUGUGUAGCGGAUGCAGUGUGUGUUUGAGUAGUGGAUGUAGUGUGUGUUUUUGUAGUGGAUGUAGUGUUUGUGUGUACUAGAUGCAAUGUGUUUAGUGUGUGUCAGUGUAAUGGAUGCAUAGGGUGUGUGUGUUAGCAGGGCCGCCAUCAGGGGGUGACAACCAUAACGGUUGUCACUGGCCUGGCGGUCCUGGGGGGGCCCGGACUGCUUUGGCAGUCCCGGGCCCCACAUUCCCUCUCUGCACAUAUAUAUAGCGAUGAUCGCUAUAUAUAUGUGCAGCCGUGGGGCCCAGCAGACUGCAGGAGCACAUUACUGCUCUUCCCUUUCUCUAACUCCCGCAAGACGUGUGGCCAUCAGAGCGUUGCCACGGGUUACCAUGGCAACGUUCCGCGCAUCACGCACUGGAGUUAGAGAGAGGGAAAAGCUGUAAAUAUACUGCUGCAGUCUGCUGGGCCCCCUCUGCAAAUACAGGAAGCUGGGGGGCCCCCAAUGUGCCACCGGACCACCAGGGAUGGAAUCUCCCCCCUCCCUGAACCAGGUAAGAAGCAGGGGGGAAUUUAUUAGAUUUAAAUUAUUACAUUACAUGCAUACACUAGUAAACACACACACACACUCUGCAUUCACUACACUGACACACUGCAUCUAACACACACUCUGCAUUCACUACACUGACACACACUUUGCAUUCAUUACACUAACACACACUCUGCAGUCACAAAACUAACACACUGCAUCCACUAAACUGACACACACUCUGCAUUCACUACAAUAACAUACACUCUGCAUUAACACAGCAUCCACUACACAAACAUCCUGUAUUCACAGUACCCACACUACAUCCACCACACAUUCAAACACUCUGCAUUCACUAUACAAAGACUAAUACACAGACACUGCAUCCACUAAACACAUUGCAUCUAGUACACACAAACACUACAUCCACUACACAAACACACACUACAUCACUGUACACACACUACAUUAACUACUCAAACACACUCUGCGUUCAUUAUACACACUGCAUCUGCUACACAAACAGUAUCUAAUACACACAAACACUACAUCCAUUACACACAUUCUAAUUCACUUUCACUAUACACACCACAUUCAGUCCUCUAUCAUUGUCAGCGGACUAGGUAGGGGUCCUGUGGGCAGACUCAUGGGUUGGAGGUGGGGGUGCCCAGACCUUGUGCUUUGUCAGGGGCCCCAAAACUUCUGGUGGCAGCCCUGUGUGUUAGUGUAGUGAAUGCAGAGUGUGUGUUAGUGUAAUGAAUGCAGCGUGUGUGUUAGUGUGUGUUAGUGUAAUGAUUGCAGUGUGUAUGUUAGUGUAGUGAAUGCAGUGUGUGUGUUAGUGUAGUGAAUGCAGUGUGUGUGUUAGUGUAGUGAAUGCAGAGUGUGUGUUAAUGUAGUGAAAGCAGUGUGUGUGUUAAUGUAGUGCAUGCAGUGUGUGUGUUAGUGUAAUGAUUGCAGUGUGUGUUAGUGUAAUGAUUGCAGUGUGUGUGUUAGUGUAGUGAAUGCAGAGUGUGUGUUAGUGUAAUGAUUGCAGUUUGUGUGUUAAUGUAGUGAAAGCAGUGUGUGUGUGUUAAUGUAGUGUAUGCAGAGUGUGUGUUAGUGUAAUGAUUGCAGUGUGUGUGUUAGUGUAAUGAUUGCAGUGUGUGUGUUAGUGUAAUGAUUGCAGUGUGUGUUAGUGUAAUGAUUGCAGUGUGUGUGUUAGUGUAAUGAUUGCAGUGUGUGUGUUAGUGUAAUGAUUGCAGUGUGUGUUGGUGUAUGCAGUGUGUGUGUUGGUGUAUGCAGUGUGUGUGUUGGUGUAGUGUAUGCAGUGUGUGUGUGUUGGUGUAGUGUAUGCAGUGUGUGUUAGUGUAUGCAGUGUGUGUUAGUGUAUGCAGAGUGUGUGUUAGUGUAAUGAUUGCAGUGUUAGUGUAGUGUAUGCAGAGUGUGUGUUAGUGUAAUGAUUGCAGUGUGUGUUAGUGUAGUGUAUGCAGUGUGUGUGUUAGUGUAGUGUAUGCAGAGUGUGUGUUAGUGUAGUGUAUGCAGAGUGUGUGUCAGUGUAGUGUAUGCAGAGUGUGUGUUAGUGUAAUGAAUGCAGAGUGUAUGUGUGUUAGUGUAUUCAUGCAGUGUAAAUUGAGCAUUCCAAAAAUGUUAUUCCCCCCUCCCUGUUUCUGGCCUGGUUCAGGGAGGGGGGAGAUUCCAUGAUCCCUGGUGGUCCGGUGGCAUUGUGCGGGCCCCCGGCUCCCUAUACUUGCAAAGGUCUCUGUAACUCCCGCGAGCACGGCGUGUUGCCAUGGUAACCCAUGGCAACGCUCUGAUGGCCGCGGGUCUCGCGGGAGUUACAGAGAGGGAAGAGCUUGUAAGUACACUUGCAGUCUGCUGGGCCCCCUCUGUAAGUAUAGGGAGCCGGGGGCCUGCGGCUGCACCUGCACUGCACAUAUAUAUAGUGAUCAUCGCUAUAUAUAUGUGCGAAGAGUAAUUGUGGGGCCCUGGACUGCCGGGCCCGUGACAACCGUCAUGGUUGUCACCCCCUGAUAGCGGCCCUGACUGGCUGCUUCUCUCGCCUUAUUUAAUACUGGUAUUUAUAAAGCGCCAACCCAUUCCGCAGCGCUGUACAAUUAGAGGAGAACAUACAAUAUGCACAGCCCUGCGGUAAGCUGAGAUCUAGCCAUUGAAGCUCUUUUAUACAAAGUACUUAGCUAGAUAGCCCGUGAGCUUACAAUCUAAAAAAAACAAAAAACUAUAGCAUAGUCCCCAACAUUGGCAUGCUGUGACUUAUAUUGUAUCUAAGUAAAAAUUAUGGACUUGAACAGAGGGCACACAAAAAAAUGGAUCUAGUUGCAGUAUACUAGGUGAAAUGGUGUUUGUGGCACAGUAAUAACGGUUUAAUCACUAAUAAUGUGUGAACAAGUGUAAUCAAUACCAUAACUUACUGCGUACACGUGUCUCACAUAUUGAUUGCUAGAAAAUAAAAUAUUGUAUUCUACUCCAUAGAUCCAUUAUUCUAUAACUCAUUUCAGGGUUUUUUCACUGUUAGAGUUCAACGAAGAUAUAGAAUUUUUGUGUUUGAACAAAUUGAUAUGUACAAAUACUGACAUGAAAAAUUGCAGUUAUAUAAUACUUAAAAAUCACUGAUUCUUUUGAUGAAAAAAAAUAUGAAAAACUUGGUAGUGAAGGUCCAUUGUAAAGGUCAAACCUGAGCUCAUAAUGGCUGAACAGUUGAACCAUUGAGACCUUGCAUUGGCCAGAAUUGAUCAAUAUUUGGCGAUUAAUUGGAUGAGAUAAUUGAGUCAGUACUGAACUAAAGGCCUUCAGCAUGUGGUUAGGAGUCUCACUGACCCUAAGACGGACACUUAUUGGGGGAUUGGUAUUGGAGGGAGGACAGCAAAGAUGCACAGGUUUAGAGUGAUAAAGGAGGCUGACACUAAGUUGCAGAAGCAGGAGAGUUAAUUUGUCACAUGACCCGCCAGGAAGGAGAAAUAUCAAUGGAAGAAUGAUUAUUCAGGUGGAAUGGUGUUGGGUUGUCAUGACAUGAAGUAAAGAGUGCAACGAUAAGGUGAAAAAGAGAUAAAUCAUGGGAAAUUAUCAGGGAAUUCUGAAAUAGUGGUGGAGAUAUCGUGCAGAAUUAUUAGAGCACACUGACAUUGGGAUUUUAAACUAUGAGAUCAUUGGUAACAUGUUACCAUUCCAUGGAGUGACAAGUUUAAACCAAACUCCAAUCAGUAAGGUUAUCUGUGUAGGCAGGCACUCUAAGCAGUGGAGAGGAGAGAGAGAGUCUGACAGAGAGCUUGGCUUCACCGUAAUGAUUUCUGAAUAUUUAACAUGUAAACAUCCAACCAGUAAUGUAUAAAAAUGUUUUUAUUAUUUUCUGAUAUUCAAAGAUCUCCCUUCACAGCCAAAUCCAGCCGUGAUACCAAACCCAACCCUGUGAUCUACGAACGGAGGCCCUGAAUCAUUCGCACAUUAAUAUCACACAUAGAAUAUACCAUCCUGCUGUCCUGGCCUUAUCUCCGUGCUGGAGAGCUGUGACUGCAUCAUUGAUCAGACCGAUGACUGCUUGAUGAGUGUUGUAUCUUGUCCCAGGGACAUCUUGUAGUCAUAAAGGAAUUCAGAAUUACAUCAACACUCAAAUAGAUCAGUAAAUGCAGUUAGUUUAUCAUUUCCUUUAGGCUAAAAAUAUGAGUUGGAAAUAUCACUAUAGUACAACAUUUUGAUGGUUAUUUUGGUGGUUAAGAGAAAUACGCAGUAUGAAUUAAGCUGUUUAUUGCAAACAAUGAAUUUAGGUGUGUGCAACACAUGUCAUUAGGGUGUAAACUCAGUUGUUGUUUUUUUCCCUGAAAAUCUUGUCAAAAUUAAUAUUUAUUUUUAUUCAUCAGAGAAACACAAAGAAUGUAAACUGUUUUCAAAUAUAUGUACAAUAUAUAAACGUAAUAAAUGAUGCACAAAAUGACACUUUUUUUUUCCUCUAGUGAUAAUCUGGUGCAUACAGUUGUGACAAACUCCCCUUCCCAUGUGAGUUUGCCACGAGCUCCUGGAGGAGCCUGCUUGCCAGCCUCCUGCCCACAUCAUAUGGGCCCUGUUAUAUGCACAAUAAAAGUCUGCAUUCGUGUAUUUGGAUUAUAUGGUUCAGGAACCGAACAGCUGCACGAAUUGGAUACCACCGGGAGCUUGUUAAGCCUAAUUGAUACUUUGUAUCUCCUCUGUAGACCUAUCUGUGUCUUUCAUGUCUGUGUCCCCUUUCAGGUUUUGGACCAGUAACUUGGCGAUAGCCUUUCCAUUGAGGCUGCCACAGCCGUGUUAAUCAUCGACUGGAAGUCGGGUGGGGGUGGUUGCGGUGAUUCGCUCAUAUUGUGGUAGUUAGGUCUCUCUGUCUGUGGAAGACAGGAUAGGUUCAGGUACAGAAGUACGUGAAUAAUAAUACAGUGGGCUUCCACUUACGACCGGGGUUCACCCAGUGUCGCCAAAUAGACACAAGCACUUGGUUGGUAGAUAUAUAUCUGUAUAUUAUAUAUGUGUAUACAUAUAUAUGGGCUAGGGAGGGGGUCACCCUCUGUGAGACCGGGAUGAGCAGUCGUGUAAUCGGGACUCAGCCCGUCCAGGGCGUGGAGCCCUUAUUAUGAUUUGGGGGUCACCCAAUAAGUAUAGCCCAGUGGAGCCUUAGUGAAGUACUCUCUGCCUCCUUGGUGAUUAGGAGUUGUUUUACGGGUCACCCCAGUCGUAGUGUGGAGGGUGCCGUAUUAUGUAUGUAAAAAUUAUCGUGGUAGGUCAUCCCAUCAGCGAGGGGGGUCACCCCUGAAUUGCUUAUGCCACUGAUUCCAGCGUAAUUCACGUCUGGGAUUCAGCCAGCGUAGGAGGGUCACCCCUGUAAUAGUAAUAAUAGUAGUGAGCGUGGGGGUCACCCCACUAUGAGGGGUCACUUCUGGUAUAAAAACACGCUAUGUGAGUGUGAUAUUAAUAUGUAUAUAUACAGAAUCCCAGUAACCAGUGUACUGUUCAGAGUGACUCAAUUCUUAGUAGCAUGUAUAACUGCAGUAACAUUGAAUCAGGAUAUUGAUGGAGUACGCCACAUAAAGUCUGAAUCAGCAUUAAAAACGAGUACAGCCUGUGAUUAGCCUCAGUGUAUAACAGAGCUCCACAGCAAUAAUACUCCCAGUAAUGUGUCUGUGUGUAUAACAGAGCUCCACAGCAAUAAUACUCCCAGAAAUGUCUGUGUGUAUAACAGAGCUCCACAGUAAUAAUACUCCCAGUAAUGUGUCUGAGUGAAUAACAGAGCUCCACAGUAAUAAUACUCCCAGUAAUGUCUGAGUGUAUAACAGAGCUCCACAGUAAUAAUACUCCCAGUAAUGUGUCUGAGUGUAUAACAGAACUCCACAGUAAUAAUACUCCCAGUAAUGUGUCUGAGUGUGUAACAGAGCUCCACAGCAAUAAUACUCCCAGUAAUGUGUCUGAGUGUAUAACAGAACUCCACAGCAAUAAUACUCCCAGUAAUGUGUCUGAGUGUAUAACAGAGCUCCACAGUAAUAAUACUCCCAGUAAUGUCUGAGUGUAUAACAGAGCUCCACAGUAAUAAUACUCCCAGUAAUGUGUCUGAGUGUAUAAGAGCUCCACAGCAAUAAUACUCCCAGUAAUGUGUCUGAGUGUAUAACAGAGCUCCACAGUAAUAAUAUUCCCAGUAAUGUGUCUUGGUGUAUAACAGAGCUCCGCAGCAAUAAUACUCCCAGUAAUGUGUCUGAGUGUAUAACAGAGCUCCACAGCAAUAAUACUCCCAGUAAUGUAUCUGAGUGUAUAACAGAGCUCCACAGCAAUAAUACUCCCAGUAAUGUGUCUGAGUGUAUAACAGAGCUCCACAGUAAUAAUACUCCCAGUAAUGUGUCUGAGUGUAUAACUUGUCAGUCUACCUAAUCUAGCACGCUGCAGAACUUUAUAAUAAUAGAUAUAUACAUGUACAUAAUAUAUACCAUACAUUGAUAUCCACAAUAAACCCCAAAUUCUGAUAUUUGCAGAUAACCCAUUGUAAAGCGCUGCGGAAUUUGACGGCGCUCUAUAAAUAUAAUAAUAAUAAUAAUAACCUAUGAGCGUGCAUGGAUUUGCCCAGUCUUGAAUUCUGAGCUUGUUCUAUUGUUGUUGCUGAAUGCAGAAGCUUAGGUUUACUUAUUGGCAAAUCCUGGUUUAGCUUGCUUUACUCGCCCUCUUUCACUUCGGGUUAAAGAAUGAUUGGGAAAGGAAUUCGGCCACAUCUUUCUUUCUGUAAAAUGGAUUGUGUAUAAUGAGAGGCAGGGGUUAUCUACAAUCAGUCAUGGCAUUGGAAUGCAGGGGUUAAUAGCCAACACUGACUCUUUAGUGAGUCACCUCUAAAUCAGCCAGGAAGUGGGAAAAGAUCCCAAAGUAUCUGCUUUCUUGAUGGGUCCCAGAGGGAGCUGAGGAAUCCCCAGGCUGAGCCUUACCUUGGUAUGUGUAAAGGGAGGGGACAGACCGUCCAACAUUAUUAUUAUCCCCUAAACGUGUUGUCAAUUGUCCAACUUCCCAUUUCCAAGAUUCCUAACCUAUCCCUCUGAUCUGUGAUUUAAAUUUUUGCCCCAGACAUGUGUAUCCUGUGAGUGGAGAGAGUGUUCGACCCAUCAUUAAAUAACAAUGUGAUUUAACAUCGGCAACAAUACCUUUAUUUAAUAGGUUCAGAUUUCACUUGUGUGUAAAUUAUGCCGUGGAGAACACAAACACAGAGUUUUUCACUAAGGUGAGAAUUCAAAGUGAAUUUAAAAUUUAUGGUCAAUAUAGUCAAAAUGGAAAAAUAUUAAAUAUGCUGCCUUUCACUUUGGCUGCUCUGGCCUUAAAUUGGAAAUUCACUUACUGUAGUGAGUAACCCUGAUAAACUAACGUUCAUGGGUUGGGAAUGGGGGAUCAAAGCUCCAUCAAUUUAUUUUAUGGGAGCUUAUAUCUCCAUCAAUUUAUUUUAUGGGAGCUCAUAUCUCCAUCAAUUUAUUUUAUGGGAGCUCAUAUCUCCAUCAAUUUAUUUUAUGGGGGAUCAAAGCUCCAUCAAUUUAUUUUAUGGGGGAUCAAAGCUCCAUCAAUUUAUUUUAUGGGGGAUCAAAGCUCCAUCAAUUUAUUUUAUGGGGGAUCAAAGCUCCAUCAAUUUAUUUUAUGAGGGAUCACAUCUCCAUCAAUUUAUUUUAUGGGGGAUCAUAUCUCCAUCAAUUUAUUUUAUGGGAGCUCAUAUCUCCAUCAAUUUAUUUUAUGGGGGAUCCUAUCUCCAUCAAUUUAUUUUAUGGGAGCUCAUAUCUCCAUCAAUUUAUUUUAUGGGGGAUCAAAGCUCCAUCAAUUUAUUUUAUGGGGGAUCAAAGCUCCAUCAAUUUAUUUUAUGGGGGAUCAAAGCUCCAUCAAUUUAUUUUAUGGGGGAUCAAAGCUCCAUCAAUUUAUUUUAUGAGGGAUCACAUCUCCAUCAAUUUAUUUUAUGGGGGAUCCUAUCUCCAUCAAUUUAUUUUAUGGGAGCUCAUAUCUCCAUCAAUUUAUUUUAUGAGGGAUCACAUCUCCAUCAAUUUAUUUUAUGGGGGAUCAAAGCUCCAUCAAUUUAUUUUAUGAGGGAUCACAUCUCCAUCAAUUUAUUUUAUGGGGGAUCCUAUCUCCAUCAAUUUAUUUUAUGGGAGCUCAUAUCUCCAUCAAUUUAUUUUAUGGGGGAUCCUAUCUCCAUCAAUUUAUUUUAUGAGGGAUCACAUCUCCAUCAAUUUAUUUUAUGGGGGAUCCUAUCUCCAUCAAUUUAUUUUAUGGGGGAUCAUAUCUCCAAUUUAUUUUAUGGGGGAUCAAAGCUCCAUCAAUUUAUUUUAUGGGAGCUCAUAUCUCCAUCAAUAUAUUUUAUGGGGGAUCCUAUCUCCAUCAAUUUAUUUUAUGAGGGAUCACAUCUCCAUCAAUUUAUUUUAUGGGGGAUCCUAUCUCCAUCAAUUUAUUUUAUGGGGGAUCAUAUCUCCAAUUUAUUUUAUGGGGGAUCAAAGCUCCAUCAAUUUAUUUUAUGGGAGCCCAUAUCUCCAUCAAUAUAUUUUAUGUGAGGUCAUAUCUCCAUCAAUUUAUUUUAUGGGAGCUUUUAUCUCCAUCAAUUUAUUUUAUGGGGGAUCCUAUCUCCAUCAAUUUAUUUUAUGAGGGAUCACAUCUCCAUCAAUUUAUUUUAUGGGGGAUCCUAUCUCCAUCAAUUUAUUUUAUGGGAGCUCAUAUCUCCAUCAAUUUAUUUUAUGGGAGCUCAUAUCUCCAUCAAUUUAUUUUAUGGGAGCUCAUAUCUCCAUCAAUUUAUUUUAUGGGGGAUCAAAGCUCCAUCAAUUUAUUUUAUGGGGGAUCAAAGCUCCAUCAAUUUAUUUUAUGGGGGAUCAAAGCUCCAUCAAUUUAUUUUAUGGGGGAUCAAAGCUCCAUCAAUUUAUUUUAUGAGGGAUCACAUCUCCAUCAAUUUAUUUUAUGGGGGAUCCUAUCUCCAUCAAUUUAUUUUAUGGGAGCUCAUAUCUCCAUCAAUUUAUUUUAUGAGGGAUCACAUCUCCAUCAAUUUAUUUUAUGGGGGAUCAAAGCUCCAUCAAUUUAUUUUAUGAGGGAUCACAUCUCCAUCAAUUUAUUUUAUGGGGGAUCCUAUCUCCAUCAAUUUAUUUUAUGGGAGCUCAUAUCUCCAUCAAUUUAUUUUAUGGGGGAUCCUAUCUCCAUCAAUUUAUUUUAUGAGGGAUCACAUCUCCAUCAAUUUAUUUUAUGGGGGAUCCUAUCUCCAUCAAUUUAUUUUAUGGGGGAUCAUAUCUCCAAUUUAUUUUAUGGGGGAUCAAAGCUCCAUCAAUUUAUUUUAUGGGAGCUCAUAUCUCCAUCAAUAUAUUUUAUGGGGGAUCCUAUCUCCAUCAAUUUAUUUUAUGAGGGAUCACAUCUCCAUCAAUUUAUUUUAUGGGGGAUCCUAUCUCCAUCAAUUUAUUUUAUGGGGGAUCAUAUCUCCAAUUUAUUUUAUGGGGGAUCAAAGCUCCAUCAAUUUAUUUUAUGGGAGCCCAUAUCUCCAUCAAUAUAUUUUAUGUGAGGUCAUAUCUCCAUCAAUUUAUUUUAUGGGAGCUUUUAUCUCCAUCAAUUUAUUUUAUGGGGGAUCCUAUCUCCAUCAAUUUAUUUUAUGAGGGAUCACAUCUCCAUCAAUUUAUUUUAUGGGGGAUCCUAUCUCCAUCAAUUUAUUUUAUGGGGGAUCAUAUCUCCAAUUUAUUUUAUGGGGGAUCAAAGCUCCAUCAAUUUAUUUUAUGGGGGAUCAUAUCUCCGUUAAUUUAUUUUAUGGGGGAUCAAAUCUCCAAUUUAUUUUAUGGGGGAUCAAAGCUCCAUCAAUUUAUUUUAUGGGAGCUUAUAUCUCCAUCAGUUUAUUUUAUGGGGGAUCAAAUCUCCAAUUUAUUUUAUGGGGGAUCAAAGCUCCAUCAGUUUAUUUUAUGGGAACUUAAAUCUCUAUCAAUUUAUUUUAUGGGGGAUCCUAUCUCUAUCAAUUUAUUUUAUGUCAGUAAUUGAUUUUCUGGUUGGUAACCAUAUGGUGAACGGGUUCAUCCAUAUGUCUUCAGGGGCCGGUCGUGUGCUGCGGCACUUUAAUAGGGACUGGGCCCCUUCUAAUCUGCAGGUAGAGCUGGGAGGAAGUGAGAGACACAGACUCAGACUGAGCCGCACAAGAGGAGGGGACCAGUGGGAGGGCCGGACCGGGAGAGGAUCAAGCCCAUAACUUCUACCAACCACAACCAGCAGACCUAAAAGGUCUGGAUUGUGGCUAAAAUUGUGACCUGUAUGUGUGUAUCAUUGUUUGUGUCUGUGCAUCUGCAUGUGUCAGUGUUUGUAUCUGUAUGUAUGUGUCAUUACUUGUAUCUUUGUGUCUGUAUCUGCAUGUGUGGCAUGUUUGUAUCUGUGUGUUUGUAUCUGCACAUGUUAGUCUGUGUAUCUGUAUGUCUUUAUCUGUGUGUCUGGGUUUCUGCAUGUGUGGCAGUGUUUUGUUUUAUCUGUGUGCCUGUGCAGUGUGGCAGUGUUUGUGUCUGUUAUUGUUGGUAUCUGUGUGUCUGUGUAUCCACAUGUGUGCAAGUGUUUGUAUCUGUGUGUCUGUAUCUGCAUGUGUGUCAGUAUGUGUAUCCGUAUGUCUGUAUCUGUGUGUCUGGGUUUCUGCAUGUGUGGCAGUGUUUGUGUCUGAAUGUCUAUGCAUCUGCAGGUGUGGCAGUGUUUGUAUCUGUGUCUCUCUGUAUCUGCAUGUGUCAGUGUAUGUAUCUAUAUGUCUUUCUUUGUGUCUGGGUAUCCACAUGUGUGGCAGUGUUUGUAUCUGCGUGUCUGAACAUCUGUAUGUGUGUCAGUAUGUGCAUCUACAUUUGUGGCAGGUUGUGUAUCAGUGUGUCUGAUUAACUGCAUGUAUGGCAGUGUUUGUAUCUGUGAAACUGCAUGUGUGGCAGUGUUUGUAUAUUUGUGCCUGUGCAUCUGUAUAUGUGUCAGUGGUUGUUUCUGUGUCAGUGUUUGUAUCUGUGUGAUUUUGUUUUUGUUUGUAUCUGCAUAUCUGUGUUUGUAUCUGUGUGUCUGUGUAUGUUUGUCAUUGUUUCUAAUUGUGUGUCUGUGCAUCCACAUGUGUCAGUGUUUGUAUCUGUGUAUCUGCAUGUGUGUGUAUCUGCAAUAUAUAUAUAUAUAUAUAUACACACAUGCAUAUGACUGGGCAGGUAGAGUUUGGGCUGAGUAAAAGGGGAGAUUGGGCAGGGAAAACAUAUACAUUUGAAAUAACAGCAAGUACAUUCAUUACAAACAUUUUGCUAAUAUGAAGGGUACAAUUUAUAGAAAUGGGCUGCCAAGGGGGGUACUCGAGUAGAAAAUGUUUGGGAACCACUGUCCUGGGAGGCUGGAGGACAAAUGAGAAACAAACCUACUUGGUUUAAACAUGUAGAACCUGUUAAUUUUUAUUUUUAUUUAUAAUGUUUACAUAACUGUCUGUCUCUAGCUCCCAAACACUUAUCUGACCAUUUGCUGCCACUACACAGUUGUUUUGGUUUAAAAAAAAAAAAAAAAGACAGAGAGAGAGAAAAAUCACUUUUUAUUAUUGAAUGAUUCCCUAUUGUAAACAAUAGAUUUUUAGGCAAAAAGUUUUGGAUGGCUUAAGUAAAAAUGCAUUUUAAGAUUAGUUAAUGGAAUAAAUCAUAGCAGCACUAGAUUUUUUUUUCUAAUUUCUUUUCUGAUCACGGCGUGUUUCUUUUAAAAUAACCUUGUCACGCUUUGAUCUGCAGGCUGCUUAAAGAGCUUACAGCCGUCUGCGCUCACCUUUUCAAUUCUGUGCGGUCUGGGGGCCUGUUAUGGUUGAUGAAUAGCUUGAGAAAAGUGCACCUUGAAUUUAACAGGCUGCUAAUUAAUACAUCAGAAAUGCCUGCUAAAGUCGCUUUAUUUCAGAUUUAUUAGCUAUGAUCUAGUUAUCGGUUGACAAAGAGGAUAAAUAGAGGAAAUGGUUUCCAAACAAAAGCCCGUAUCACACAAAGUUAUUGGAGGAGCAGCUUAGUGCUUGGGCCAGAGACCGUUCAGCUAUGUCAGCGCUAUAAUUUAUACAUAGUACGGAUACUCAUUUCGUGUAUGUGUGUGCGCGUAAAUGAGUAUCACACACACACGCACGCGAGUGAGGCUUCAUAAUGAACUAAAACAAAGGCUCCAGAGGAUGGAGCCAUUAAUAGACUAAGGGUGAUGAAGUUGUUAUGGUGCCCAAAGUGUCCAUUUAAGCUAUCACAUAAAUGUACAACAUGAUGAUAAUUUGAAUUGUGGAGAUCACUAUAAUCGGCACAUGUAACAAUGAUAUUUGCCUCAGUUUAAAAAAAUCAAACACUAAUUCCAUUCAUCAACGUUCCUGAGACAUUAUCAGACUGCUCAGCCUGCGGCCUUGGGAUUCAUUGUAACAUCUUCAGAUUGAUGGCAUUAUUUCUCAUCAUAAUCCAUAUAUAGAGAGGAUACACAUACUUACUAAUAAAUAUAUUUACUGGCAUGAUAAGAAAAAAAGUAAAAAAUGGAAAUAACUUUUAAUUGCUCAUUAUUUUUCCCUUGAGUGUAAUGGAUUUUUGUGGGUCAGAAAAAUGGAAGAAUUAUUGAAGUGUACUGUUAACGUUAUUUGGUUAUUGUUAGCUAUAUAUAGAUAAUAGACAAAAAUAGCUUUAAAGCCUUUCCUCUAUAUUUCUCUGAUAAAUAUUUGAUUGUAAUAGUUCUUUUUCCACACUGACUGUGCAUGAUGCGUUUUACUGAGAAAUUAGGAGAUGUGAUGGUAUUAUUCCACUGUGUAAGCUGAACACGGAUGGAUGGACUUUUUAACACAGAGUAGCUUUAAUUUGAUAGCGUCACACUGACUACCACUAUUUCCGUGUCAGUGUCUGCCUAUCUUCUCUUUGUUACACGUUUCCGAUUCUUCCUUUUUUUGUAGUAAUGUGCACAUAACAUGUAAUAUGACCCGUUGCCUAUUGCAGGUUUGGCCGAGCGUAUUUAUUGUUUAUAGAGUGCGAUUCUUUACAAUCUGUUUAAUUAUAUUAUUCAUUAAUUAGACAUGUUUCUUUGUUAUGAAAGUUUAAAUUGUUAUAAAUAUGUACCUAAUAAGAAUUAUAUUUUUAAAAGUUUUUUUUACCAGGUUAAAAACCCUUUUUAGUGUUUUUUGAAUAGCAUACUGUGAGCAGUUGAAAUAUAUAUGUAAAAGCUAUGGGACUUUUAUGUUAUGUAUUUAUUCUUAAUGGAAGCAAUGUAUUUUUAGAUAAAAAUGAUAAUGAUACUGUGUUGUGAUCUAGAUGAUUUCCAAUUAGGACUCAAAUCCUAGACAGUCAUUAGAAAACACACAGAUGAGAUAAACUUGUAAAACUCUCUCAAAAUUGUAUAACAGACAUGUUGCACCAUAACCUCUAAAAGCAGCCGUACUCAUUAAACAUCGUUUUCCUGGCUCUACAGGGUUUUUGGGUCCCCCACCACCCUCAGGGUCCCACUCCUGAAGGGGUUAAACUCUUACCUUCAGCCCGGGGUUAAACUCCUCCCUCUUCCGACGUUAUCCGCUGAAUGCACAUGCACGGCAAGAGCCGCGCGCGCAUUCAAUCAGUCCAUAGGAAAGCAUUUCUCAAUGCUUUCCUAUGGACGGCAGCGCCUUAUCACUGUGAGACGCGCGGAAGCGGCUCUAGUGGCUGUCAAUGAGACUAGAGGCUGGAUUAACCCUAGUGUAAACAUAGCAGUUUCUCUGAUAUCAUUUAUUGUAAAAGCCUGGUAAAAUGUAUAAAUCUAGAUGGAUGUGUAGAUAAAGGUAUUUUUUUUUAAUCCGGUUUUAUAUAGCACUUUUAUCCAGAACACGGAGAGGCCAUAAACUACACGUUUCGUGAAGCUAUCUUCCAUCUGUUUGUAACAAUCUGUUUAAAGUUUGACAAGCUUGUUAUUAGGUCACAUUAUUGCUUUCAAUCAUGUCACUCAGACUGUCUUUUUCUUGAUUGCACCAAUUUCACAAUCAUGAACACAAUAUUUUGCAGAUAUUACAUGAUCUAUUUGCUCCAAUUUAACACCCAGAGUGUGAUUCAGUCGUGUUUAUUUAACUUCUUAAAUCAUUGUCGUACAGUCUCUGUACCGACACGCAGAGCAGCACUUAGCCUGAGAUAAAUGAUUGGCUAUUUCGGUCCCAUUAACGUGAUGUUUGACUGCAAAUACUACAAAUGGAUCCUCCUGUGGACCAUAUAGCCCUAAGUGUUAUCGAUUGAAAGCACUUUAUUUUGGGAUAGUGACAGGACAAUAACACAGCAUGGAUUACAAUAGUACAAUCCUACUUUAAAAAAUACUUUCCAUCAGUCUUAAACUAUUCGACCAAAAUAGAUGGUAAUCAAAAGCUGAGCGGCAUAUCCAAGUCCCAUCUACAACAUAUAAAUAGCCAUAGACCAGCCCAUGUGGCAGCCUAUGCAUUUAUCGGUAAAUGGCUCUAAUCCUGCCAAAAGGAAACGUCUUGAAACAAAAGAGAGCAAGGGGCAUCUGACUGCUGGGAGGCGACAGGGAAAAGUCUGCUCGUAAAAGUGAAAAGAAUAUUAAUAAAUGGCUUUCAAAGUCUAGACAACAACAAAAAAAAAUAUUACAUGUCUGUUUAAAAAAAAUCUAAAUUGCUGUAAUUGUCUUAAAGAAAAACUGUCACUUUAUUUCUUUAUUUUUGUUAAAAGUUUUAUGCCCUUACUUUCAGUGUAUGCAGCUUUUCUUUAGUCAUUCCUUCUGCCUUUUUUUUUUUUUUACUUAUGUUCCCCCUUUCCCCUGAUUUGAGAUCGGAAUCAACCGUCAUGCAAACCAAGAAAACUUUCACCUACCUUGCUGCUGCUAGUUAAAGGAACACUAUUAGAAAUGCAAACCUGUAUUUGUAAUGCUAUUGUGCCCCUGUGACCUAGUAAUAUUCUGCCUCCAAUUCUGAGGCUUUCUUGGUGCAACUCACGUAUCCGCCUCCCAUGACAUCAUUGGCUAGGCGUGACCACCUCCGGCGAUGGUCCAAUCACAUGCUCCUUAUAAAGGAGGAGCCUCUAGUGGCUGUCAGUAUGACAGUUACUGGAGGCGUGUUUAACCCUUCAAUGUAUCAUUGCCCUUUCUACAAAUCAGCAAUGUUUUACCUUGUGUGGUUAAACAUGCCUGACCACUGCACAUAGACGACUUGAUUUACAUAGUCUGGCUUACUGCAGUGUCCUUUUAACAGUUGUGAGUAGUACGGGCUCAGCAGAGAGGAAACAUGAAACUAUGAAGACUUGAUUGCACUAUUACUAUGUGAUCGAGCAGCAUCUAUUGCAGGUCAGAGUGAAUUUGGGUCAGUUAAAAACAGAUUCUGACUCAAGAUCUUCCAAAAUGGCUGUGCAGGCAAAGGGAAAGAUUACGUAGGUAAAUAAUAAUAAAUUUUUUUUAUAGAAACUAAAUUUAAAAAAUGCAUAGAAUUAAAAUAAGUGCAUAACAUAAAAUAUGAAAAGAAUGAUAUUACACAUUAUUCCCACCCUGGCCACAUGCGAUUCAAUGCUCGUUUCUUUAUAAUCAUUGAAAUCAUUUUGUCUAUUCUAUGUUCAUACUAACUGUUACACUUUAUAUAUAACGUUUAUAAGUAAUAUAUAAUGGUACUGACUGUAUACCUGGAGAGCUAGCCUCUUCCCGUCUACUAUAAUCCUAUUACACCUAUAAUCCUUCUUACUGUACAGUUACUGAAAUACAGCAUAUACUGUAAAUAAGUCAGGGCUCGAGUCCUGCAGGCAGGGCUGGUGCAAGGAUUUUUGCCGCCCUAGGCAAAAAAAAAUUUUGCCGCCCCCCCCAUAUGUCCUGCUCACCAUGUGACAUCACAAUGCCCCGCCCAUAUGCUCUGCCAAAUGGGCCAACGCCAGUCUGCACAAAGUGUCUUUUAUCUGAAAAGACAGUGUGUUUACAUUAAAAAGCCUACAGGCACAGGCUAUAGACACCAGAACCACUACAUUAUGCUGCAGUGCUUCUGGUGACUAUAGUAUCCAUUUAAUGUGAGGUAAAUUAGAGAUUAGUACCACUAAUAUAUAUUGGAUUGCUUACUUACCACCAGAUGAGGACAAGAGGCUGAUGAUGGGCUCUGUCUGGCUCCACAUGUCUAGUGUAUAAAAGGCUCUCUGGAGACUGUAACAGUGCUCACAACAAUUAACGAACAGGAAGCAGCUCCAUUUUUUAGGGCCCCUUACACAGCUCAAGGUCUGGGCCCCCAGGGCUUGACCGUGAGUAUGCCCACCCAUAAAUCCAGCUACAUGGCCCACCCAUGAGUUCUCUCACAGGAAGUGGAGUGUAUGUGUGUAGGGGAUGUGUGUGUGUGUUCUUAUAGAAUGUAGUGUAUAGGGAUACCAAUUUCUGUAAGGGAUGUAGUGUGUGUAUAGUGAAUGCAGUGUAUGUUUCUGGGUGUGUGUAUGUAAGGGGUGCAAGGUGUGUUUCUGUGUAUUUAAUUGAAUGCAGUGUGUGUCUGUAAGGGGUGCAUUGAUUGUGUAAGAGAUGCAUUUUGUUUCUGUGUGUAAGAGAAUGAGUGUUUGUGUGAACGUAAGGGAUGCAUUGUGUGUUUCGGGUGUGUCUGUGUAUGAGUAGGAAUGCAUUGUAUGUUUCUGUGUGUGUGGGGGGGGGAUGCAUUGUGUAUGUGUGUAGUGUAAAAGAGAAGGUUUGUGGGGUAGGAUAGGGACUGAGAGGGGAGCAAUUCUUUAUUUUUUAUUUUUUUCAUAGUGCUCUCCCCUCCUGUCAUUUAUUGAUUUCCCCUUCCCUCCUGUCCCUCCGUGUUCUCUCCUUCUGUCCCUUAGUGCUCUCCCUUAGCCCCCUGUGAUCCCCCCUUGGUGGUCUUCUCACUCCCCUCUCUCCCCCUUAGUGGUCCUCCAUCCCUCCCCUUAGUGGUACUCCCUCUCCCAAACCCCUUAGUAGACAUUCCCCUCCUCCCCCCCACCCCCUUAGUGGUAAUCUCCUCCCCUCAGUGGUCAUUAUCCUCUUUCUCCCCCCUCAGUGGUCAUUAUCCUCUUUCUCCCUCCCUUAGUGGUCUUUACCCUCCUCCCCUCUCCUUAGUGGUCCUCCCUACUUACCCCCCUUUGGUGGUCCUCCCUCUCCCAAACCCCUUAGUGGACCAGCCCCCUCCUCCCUCAGUGGCCCUUACUACCCACCCCCCCUCCCCCUGUGUUCCUUCACCCCCCUUCCCCAGUGGCCCUAACUCCCCCCCUUCCUCCCCCACUGGUUAUUACUCCCCAUCCCUCUCCUCCCCCAGUGGUCCUUACUCUCCUCCCCCAGUGGUCCUUUCAUCCCCAGUGGUCCUUUCCCCCCCUCAUCCCCCAGUGGUCCUUUCCCUCAUCCCCAGUGUCCCCUCAUCCCAGUGGUCCCAUCCCCCAGUGGUCCUUCCCCAUAUCCCCAGUGGUCCUUCCCCCAUAUCCCCCAGUGGUCCUUCUUCCCCAUAUCCCCAGUGGUCUCCCCUCUUCCAGUGGUCCUUCUCCCUUCCAGUGGUCCUUCUCCCAGUGGUUCUCCCCAGUGGUCCUUCUAGUGGGUCCCUAGUGGUCCUUCCCCCAGUGGUCCUUCUCCUCCUCUCCUCCUGUGAUCCUUACCCUCCUCUUCCCUCCUGUUUAUGUAGUGUGGCCGGGCGGCGCGGAACGCGGGACAGGAACUUCUGUUUCCUGUACCCGGCCUCCGGCGGUCUGAAGGGAAGUGCUCACUUCCUGUCAAUCCACCGGCAGCUGGGUACAGGAAACAGAGGUCACGCUACAUUGAGAGACCGGAAGGAGGGAGCGCUCUGCGCUUCCCUCCUGCCGGUCACUCAAAUCCGGCCGCUCUCCACAGCAGUGCUGCGCCGCCUAAAGAUUUCUAAAACGCUCAGGCGGCGCAGCAUGAGGAGCCGCCAGGCGCUGGGAUCCGGCACCCCCUGCUAAGGUGCGCCCUAGGCGGCUGCCUAGGUCGCCUUACAGGUAGCACCGGCCCUGCCUGCAGGAACGCGUGGGAACGGUGUUCCUGCACUUUUUUUACAGCAGGAACACCGUUCCUGUUGCUCCUGCAGGCACUCAGGGGGCGGCAAAAAAUGAAGUCAUAUUCCAGCUCCGGAAUCAGUAGACAGCCCGCGCGGUGAGAGGGAGCAGAGCAGAGAAAACACAGCUUCCUCGCCGUGUCUGACCGGAAGACAGGCGCCUGCUGCACUGAAGCCCUACUGGACCCCAGGGACAGGUCCACUCCAGCUCUCCAGGUAGGGAGGCUGGGUGGACAUUUUUAAAUUUAAAAAAAUAAUAAUUUGUGUGUCUCUGUGAGUGAGUGUGUGUAUCUGUGAGUGUGUGUGUGUGUGUGUGUGUCUGCGCAAGUGUUUAUGUAUGAGUGUGAGUGUAUGUGACUGAGUGUGUGUGUGUGCACCUGUCAGCGUGUGUGCGCGCACGUGUUUAUAUAUGCAUACGAGUGUAUAUUAUUUUGGGGGGGGGGGGAUCUUGGGUGAGUCACACUUUAUUCCCCAUGGCUUGACCCCUGAUAUAAGUAAUGUAUAUUGUACAUAUACCCUAUAUAAGUCAUGUAUAUAGUACAUAUGCCCUAUAUAAAUAUUGCAUAUAGUACAUAUACCCUAUAUAAGCAAUGUAUAUGCCCUAUAUAAAUAUUGCAUAUAGUACAUAUACCCUAUAUAAGUCAUGUAUAUAGUACAUAUACCCUAUAGAAAUAUUGCAUAUAGUACAUAUACCCUAUAUAAGCAAUGUAUAUGCCCUAUAUAAAUAUUGCAUAUAGUACAUAUACCCUAUAUAAGCAAUGUAUAUGCCCUAUAUAAAUAUUGCAUAUAGUACAUAUACCCUAUAUAAGUCAUGUAUAUAGUACAUAUACCCUAUAGAAAUAUUGCAUAUAGUACAUAUACCCUAUAUAAGCAAUGUAUAUAGUACAUAUACCCUAUAUAUAUAUAUUGCAUAUAGUACAUAUACCCUAUAUAAGUCAUGUAUAUAGUACAUAUACCCUAUAGAAAUAUUGCAUAUAGUACAUAUACCCUAUAUAAGCAAUGUACAUAGUACAUAUACCCUAUAGAAAUAUUGCAUAUAGUACAUAUACCCUAUAUAAGCAAUGUACAUAGUACAUAUACCCUAUAGAAAUAUUGCAUAUAGUACAUAUACCCUAUAUAUUGUAUAUAGUACAUAUACCCUAUAUAAGCAAUGUAUAUAGUAUAUACCCCAUAUAAAUAUUGUAUAUUCUGUCCGUACUCCCACCUCUGAUGCUCGCCUUCAAGAUUUCUCCAGGGCUGCACCGUUCCUGUGGAACUCACUUCCCUCCUCCGUUAGAUGCUCACCCAGUCUCCACUCCUUCAAAAUAUCGUUAAAAACCCACUUCUUCAUAAAAACGUAUCAAUUAAACUGUUAAUAGCUCCCGACUGAUUCCUCUCUUGCAACGGUCAUUAGUUUAAUACUAUCCUUACCUUUUGUGUCAUUUUACCCCACUCCCUCUAACAUGUAAACUCACUGAGCAGGACCCUCAAUCCCUCUGUUACUGUGUCACUAUACCCCACUCCCUCUAACAUGUAAACUCACUGAGCAGGGCCCUCAAUCCCUCUGUUACUGUGUCACUAUACCCCCACUCCCUCUAGCAUUUAAGCUCACUGAGCAGGCCCUCAAUCCCUCUGUUACUGUGACUCCCUCCAUGUAAACUCACUGAGCAUCCCUCUGUUACUGUGUCACUAUACCCCACUCCCUCUAACAUGUAAACUCACUGAGCAUGGCCCUCAAUCCCUCUGUUACUGUGUCACUAUACCCCACUCUCUCUAACAUGUAACCUCACUGAGCAGGUCCUCAAUCCCUCUGUUACUGUGUCACUAUACCCCACUCCCUCUAACAUGUAAACUCACUGAGCAGGCCCUCAAUCCCUCUGUUACUGUGUCACUAUACCCCACUCCCUCUAACAUGUAAACUCACUGAGCAGGGCCCUCAAUCCCUCUGUUACUGUGUCACUAUACCCCACUCCCUCUAACAUGUAAACUCACUGAGCAGGGCCCUCAACCCUCUGUUACUGUGUCACUAUACCCCACUCCCUCUAACAUGUAAACUCACUGAGCAGGCUCUCAAUCCCUCUGUUACUGUGUCACUAUACCCCACUCCCUCUAACAUGUAAACUCACUGAGCAGGGCCCUCAAUCCCUCUGUUAUGUGUCACUAUACCCCAUUCCCUCUAACAUGUAAACCUCACUGGGCAGGGCCCUCAAUCCCUCUGUUACUGUGUCACUAUACCCCACUCCCUCUAACAUGUAAACUCACUGAUCAGGCCCUCAAUCCCUCUGUUACUGUGUCACUAUACCCCACUCCCUCUAACAUGUAAACUCACUGAGCAGGGCCCUCAAUCCCUCUGUUACUGUGUCACUAUACCCCACUCCCUCUAGCAUGUAAACUCACUGAGCAGAACCUCAAUCCCUCUGUUACUGUCACUAUACCCCACUCCCUCUAACAUGUAAGCUCACUGAGCAGGCCCUCAACCCCUCUGUUACUGUCACUAUAUUCCACUCCCUCUAACAUGUAAGCUCAUUGAGCAGGGCCCUCAACCCCUCUGUUCCUGUGUGUCCAACUUGUCUGGUUACAAAUACAUGUCUGUUCGUCCACCCAUUGUAAAGCGCUGCGGAAUAUCGUUGGCGCUAUAUAAAUAAUAACAAUAAUAACAGACGGUAGACGUGGCAAUCUAUCCUCCCACAGCUCUAUUACCACCUUCUUAUUGUAUAGAUUUUAUAGUAACAAAGUAAAUUGUUUUUACCCAUGGAUUGGAUGCUGUCGGCCCAGAAUGCCUAAAUCUAAAUUUAUGGUCACAAUAGCUAAACUGGAGAUCUGUUGUCAGUUUGGCUACUUUGUCGUUAAAUUAGAUUCUCACUUUAGUAAUAAUUGGUUUAUAAAGUGGGAAGAAGGGACAGGGCAGGCAUAGCUUGAGAUUCUGAGCUAUGUGAAAGCAUUGAGGGAAUUGUCUCUAAGAGGUUACCAGUUACCUAAUCUCUGAUUAACUAGCUAAUUGGUGGCCUGCUAACUGGUAGUAACCUACUAACCGACUGUUAGCAGUCAUGGCAAUAAUGGAAAACUCUAGUUUCCGCAGCUUUGCAAUCCAUCCCUUUUUCCCCUGCACCAGUGAAUUGACCAAUCAUAGGCUUCUCAUUGGUGGAACCGCCCAUGGAUCUUUCUAUUCAUUGACGUCUCUAAACAAUGACAGACUGCAGACUCAAAGCACUUUAGCAUGUUGCCUCGUGUCUUGAGUGUUCCUUUAAUUAAUUACUGCAAAUAGAUCCAAAGAACAAGACCAAGCGUACAUCUCCCUGCAUUAGAGCCAAGAGGGUGCCAAAGCUGUCUGCAGUAAUGGUCCUCUGUAAUAUAAUGGCCAGCUGUUCCCGAGCAACAAAACCAGUAGGAUCUGCCCUGUCAAUGAGGUCUUCUCUCACAAAGAGCCAUCCCAAAGAAGGUCUAGAAAGAGCUCUUGCAGACACAGCCCUAAAUGGUAUAGGCUGCAGUGACAUUUGAUUUUAGUUGAUAAGAGGUGUUAUGGAAGUCCUCAGGCAAAAUGUUAAAGGACCACUAUAGUGCCAGGAAAACAUACUCGUUUUCCUGGCACUAUAGUGCCCUGAGGGUGCCCCCACCCUCAGGGACCCCCUCCCGCCCGGCUCUGGAAAGGGGAAAGGGGUUAAAACUUACCUUUUUCCAGCGCUGGGCGGAGAGCUCUCCUCCUUCUCUCCUCCUCCGUUCCUCCCCGCCGGCUGAAUGCGCACGCGCGGCAAGAGCUGCGCGCGCAUUCAGCCCGUCGCAUAGGAAAGCAUUUACAAUGCUUUCCUAUGGACGCUUGCGUGCUCUCACUGUGAAAAUCGCAGUGAGAAGCACGCAAGCGCCUCUAGUGGCUGUCAAUGAGACAGCCACUAGAGGAUUAGGGGGAAGGCUUAACCCAUUCAUAAACAUAGCAGUUUCUCUGAAACUGCUAUGUUUAUUAAAAAAUGGGUUAACCCUAGCUGGACCUGGCACCCAGACAACUUCAUUAAGCUGAAGUGGUCUGGGUGCCUAGAGUGGUCCUUUAAUAUUAUCCGAUUCGUUUCUGUAAGAGAUACUUCUUGACUCUCGCCAGCUAGGGGCACCCAUUCCCCCUGCGGUCUGCAUUGGAAGUCCCACUUUCUCCCUUUUUACCGGAACUGAAAUUUCAGUAAUAAAUCUGUUGCAGGAAUUGUGGCCAGUCGCUACUGUUACAAAUGACUUAUAUAGAGCUUUCCUUUAACAGUGGGAUAUGAAAUAUUCUGUGAAUUACUAGAAUUGCUUCCCUCGUUAUUCUGUGAAGUGUAUUUAACAAUAUUUGUAAUAGUUCAUAGCACAAUGAAGAAACUCCAAAUGGCACAAUAAUGUUAUUUUUCCUAUGCUGUCUGAAUGUUUCCCAUUGGCUAACUGCUAUGUGUAUCCAUUUUCUGAUUGGGCGUUCAUCAACGGUUGUCUUCUAAGUGUGGUAUAGGAUAGUGACCUAUGCGUGCAUGAUUCCCAUUGGAUAUUAUUUGUACCCAUGGGGGUGUGAUGUUGAGUUUGAUUGGAUGUUUCCAGUUAGCAUAUAACUGUACCAUAAUGGUGUGAUCUGAUUGGAUGAUUCCCAUAGACUAUUAUCUAUACCCAUUAUGACAUGAUGUUCUAUUAUUAUCUUUUAGGGAGCUGGGGACUGUUUUGUUGGAGCUCUCGCUUUCUACAUCGCCCAUUAUCCUCAUCUCAGCAUAGAAGAAAUGGUGAAAAGGUCGAACUACAUUGCAUCAGUGAGUGUCCAGUCUCCAGGAACACAGACUUCCUAUCCAUACAGGAAAGACCUUACUCUAGAUCUCUUCCAAUAAAGGAAAUAUAACUAGUCUUAAUGCACAUCAUUUCCACUGUCCCAGUAUCUGCUCUCAAUCAUUUUAUACAAUUCUGUGAAAAACUGGGAAUUAAAACCACAGGAAAAUCCUGGAGAGACAUUACAGCACUCAACCACUUCAAGACACAAUGCCACCACUUAAAGUAGGUUUAAAGUCUAUUAGACAGCAGCCAAAGUGCACUGCAAACAGUGGCAUUGUCUUGAAGCUGCUAGAACCUUUAAUCUUUAAAGAAUGUGAGAACAUUUGUGGACACAUAAGCAAAUGGUUUAAAAAUUAUCUUUAAAAAAUGUGAUUUGUGGAUUGCACACAAGGCUAUAUUUUUCUAAUCUAGCAUUAAUACAAAACAUUCCACAAACUAUCGCCCCUUAUAUAACUAUCCUGCUAUCUCAGCAUAUUACACAGAACUACAGAGAAUUGCAUUUAAGGCUGAAUUUUUACUAAUCAUGUAUUUUGGUCUAAAAAGGCAAUUCCAGUUUGGUAACUUAUAUCACACAAUGGUAUGCAGAUUCCUAUCAUGUGCAUUCAAAAUACGUUUGUAAGAUUCUUGCUGCCUUAAUAAAUCAUUUUUGACUGUUUUUUUGUGGUUGUUAUAUUGAAUUGGAUGGAUUAACAAAGCAUUCUAAUCUAGAGCAAUUUACAGAACUAGCAGUUAAUCG
This is a messenger RNA of Pelobates cultripes (western spadefoot toad), 74245 nucleotides long. Lineage: Eukaryota; Metazoa; Chordata; Amphibia; Anura; Pelobatidae. The record is from the annotation of a GenBank genome assembly.